Molecule: messenger RNA, 51359 nt
Organism: Coregonus sp. 'balchen'
Lineage: Eukaryota; Metazoa; Chordata; Actinopteri; Salmoniformes; Salmonidae
Source: the annotation of a GenBank genome assembly
AUGUGGGAUGGUUUUUCCGAGAAGACCUCUCUGGCUGCUAGUGGAGCCACAUCAGCAGAACACACUGACAUCUCUCACAAGUUUACUUUGACAGCCCACCUGGGACCAUGGCUGCUCUAUAAACAUGGACUGAGGUCUUAACCUGCACAGUUAGAGAACUCUCUGGGGAACCAAUAAGGGUACAUUUAAAUCCUGGAUUAAAACAGAGGCACCACACAAACAGACAAACAUGCACAAACAUGCGCACGUACUUACGCACACAAACCUACACACACACCCACAUACACAUUUGCCUUUAAUAAGUCAUUAGGAUAUGUAAAUUAAAGUUUGUGAUGAACACAGGAAAUGACAGGGGUGACUACACGCCAGAGAGAGGAAAGGAAAGGAGAAGGGGAGGAUAAGAGAGCUGGUGAUGAGGAGUGGAGGAAGGGUAGGUGAUAGGAGGAGGAUGGGGAAGGAAGAGGAAGGAAGGAAGGAAGGGGAGGGAGGGAGGGAAGAGAAGAGGGAGCAGGGGAAGGGAAGCAGUUGGAGGAGAGGGGAUGAAGAGCACAGGACAAAAAUAAAAGAGGGAGGGAGAGGGGGAGGGGGAGCACUGCACCACUGGCUAAAGAAAAGAGGGAGGGGGAGGGGGAGCACUGAACCACUGGCUAAAUAAAAGAGGGAGGGGGAGGGGGAGCACUGCACCACUGGCUAAAGAAAAGAGGGAGGGGAGGGGGAGGGGGAGCACUGCACCACUGGCUAAAGAAAAGAGGGAGGGGGGGGGGGGGGGGGGAGCACUGCACCACUGGCUAAAGAAAAGAGGGAGGGGGGAGGGGGAGCACUGCACCACUGGCUAAAGAAAAGGGGGAGGGGGGAGGGGGAGCACUGCACCACUGGCUAAAGAAAAGAGGGAGGGGGGAGGGGGAGCACUGCACCACUGGCUAAAGAAAAGGGGGAGGGGGAGCACUGCACCACUGGCUAAAGAAAAGAGGGAGGGGGGAGGGGGAGCACUGCACCACUGGCUAAAGAAAAGGGGGAGGGGGAGAACUGCACCACUGGCUAAAGAAAAGAGGGAGGGGGAGGGGGAGCACUGCACCACUGGCUAAAGAAAAGAGGGAGGGGGAGCACUGCACCACUGGCUAAAGAAAAGAGGGAGGGGGAGCACUGCACCACUGGCUAUGGAUCAAAGAGCUCCAAGUACAUUCAGCCUUCUGAUAGGGCCCCAGUACACCCCCCCCCAUCCCAUCCCAUACACAUACACAGAUAGAAGGAAAGGGCACAUCAACACCAGCCUCCUCUUCUCAUGAUCAGUACACACACACGCAGGCAUGCACGCACACACACACACCACCAUGGCAUCUGUCAGAUCCAAUCCCCUCUUCACUCUGGCUGCUUUAUUAUGAAUGCUUUUAUAUCGUCGCCCGCCGCGUCCGUUAACACUAACGCUAAUCAUCAACCGGAUUGCUAUCUGUACUCAGAGCCAGCCAGCAUCACGCAAUAACUAACAUAUUUGUUCUGUGUAUUUCUGCUGGUUACCUGAAUCUGUGAUUGUGUUGUUGUCAUUAAGCCAGGCCAGAGCUGUCACUUCGUUUUAGGCUCACACGACAGACCGCCGUGUAGGUGUCUGGAGCUAGCCGACACACACACAUAUACCCACGCAUGCACACACACACGGUGAGGGGAGUCUACCCAGCCACGAUGGCAGCCGGUCCAUGAAUAGUUUAAGACCUGCCUAACCCACUCAGUGUUAGCAGGGUAAUUACAGGUAGGGGUGCAGAGGUCCCUCUAAGUUUAGCGAUAACGCUGUUCCAAUUCAUCCCAGCUAGUGCAGAGUUAGCGCUGCUCAGCACCCGGACUGUUCAUUGCUUCCUUUAUCAUCAACAGGGGUCCGCUCUGCGCUCUCUCUCUCUCUCUCUCUCUCUCUCUCUCUCUCUCUCUCCUCUCUCUCUCUCAAGGGCUGCAGGUGGAGGAUAGAGGGACAGAGGAACUGGAGGAAAAUGUUUAAGUGUUCUGGGGAUGGGGGGGUUAGAUAUCACACAGUUUGAUCUCUCUCUUGAUUUCUCUCCCAUGUAUUUAUUCUAACCAUAGUGUAGGGUUUCUUUCUUUCUUUCUUUUUCUCAUUUUAUUUGACUACGCCCCUUCCUAGUAUUAUUUUAUUAUCUCUAUCUCUCCUGCCUCCUCUCUUAUAUUUUCUUCUUUUUGUAUUCUUUUGCUACAGCUUCACCUCUUUUUCUCUAAACUUCUUCUGUCACUCAUGUGUGAUUGACUUUUACCCCUUUUGGCCCAUUUUAGACAAUUUUCCUAAACCAAAAAAAAAAACCUCCCUUCCUCUCAAAAAAAAAAAAAAAAAAAUCCUAAUUUAAAAACUCACCCCUUUCCCCCCAAAGGGGGGGGAAUUUUUUGGAAAUAAAAGGGCUUUCCAAUUUUGAGGGUGGUGGAAAUAAAAAGGCCCGGGGCCCAGUGGGAUCCGUCGUCCCCCCAAGUCCAAAACCCGGGUUUCACCUCUCUUUUUUAAAACUCAAUGAACCCCCCCCUUUCUUCCCCCCCAAACCCCCAAUUUCCAUCCCCCUUUGGGGAAAGGGUUUGCCCCUGGGGGACCUCUCUAAACCACCUCUCACCAGCGCCCCUUGACCGUUUUCAUGGCAGAGAUCAGGUGCUGGACAAAAGGGCCCCCCGUACCUACACCCCAAUUGCACACAGAACACUUCUAACACACAACAAAAACCCCACACUUUUUACACACACUCACAAAACACAACCAAACAUUAAAUGCACACACACACACACCCUCUCGCUCUUUAACCACCUUUUUCAGCCAAAGCCGGGGCGCCCCCCCCCUAAAACCCCCUUAAAAAAAAUGUACGGGUUAAAAUUUAAGGGUCCAGUUGGGGAACAAUCCCAAACCCGGGGAAAAGGAAGGAAGAGAAAAAGAGGAAGAGAGAGAGACCCCGGGAGAUAUAGAGAGAAACCCCCUAGAAAAAGAGAAAAAAGGGGACCCCGGGGAGGGAAAAAGGGGGAAAUGAAAGAAAAACUUAAAGAGAGCCCAAAGAAAGAAAAAAGAAAAAAUAAAAGAAAAAAAAGGAAUAAAAAGAAAAGAGAGAAAAAGAGAAAAAGAGAAGAAAAAGAGAAAAAGAAAAAAAGGAAUGGGCCCCCCUUGCUCCCUUCCUUUCCCCCCUUUUCCCCCCCCCCUCCUCCCUCUCCCCCUCUCUUAGAGGGGAGAAAAAAAUGGUGCCCGUCUCUCGUGGGGCCCCAGAUUUGCCAGCCCCUUUUGGCCAGCAGGGGGAAAACUGCGAAAAGGGGUUAAUGAGGAGCACGGGCCCCCCGGGGUUAAUAAGAGCCAUGUGUAUUUUUUAAAGGGUUAUGAUAGGGGACAAAACACAAUUUUUCCAAAACAAAAAAACCCCCAAGAACCGGGCCCCCCCACCCCAAAAUGCCUGACACAGAACUCGUAUACCGGGGUUCCCGGGGUUUCCCAAAAAGGGGGGUUUUUUUUUUAACUGUUUGUGAAUCUAAAAUGUUUUAGGGUUGAUUCCCCAUACACACGGGUUUACUUCCCUUCCCCCAAGAGACUUUUUUCCCCGUGUGAAGGGUUUUGGGGGUUUUCCCCCUCCUCCACCCCCAACCCGCCCCAGGCCCCAAAAAACCCCCCAAACCAGGGAAGGGUGGUGCCGGGCCCCGGCCCCGGGGGCGCCCCCCCCCCCCAAACCCGAAAACCAAAACGAAAAAAAAGGCGCCCCAGGAAGGGCCCCAGAGGACCCAGAAACCGCGCCAGACGCCGCCCGCGGGGGGGACGGAAGAAAAGCCCGGCCGGCCCCCAACCCCGGCAAAAGGCAUCCCCGGGCCCCCCGGGGGCCCAGGAAAGAAAAAAACCGGGGGAAAACCACACCGCGGGGCCGGGGCAGCCGAGGCCCCGGGCGCCAGGGGUAGGACCACGGCCAAAUCAGUUUCUUGGGGAAAAAACAGGGAAAUCAGGAUUGGAAAAAAGGGGGGCCCCCCGGAAAAAGGGGGGGGGGAGGGGGAAAAAGUUUUCAGGGUUUUAAAGGGGGAAAUUCCGCCGUCUCUCUCUCGUCUUCGGGUCUUUCUCUCCUCCCGCUCUCUCUCUCUCUCUCUCGAAAAAGAUCGAAACAAAUUUGCCAGUUAAUUUCACAGCAAAUUAGAGUAAAUUGGGGUUGUACCAGCUGGGCUCUGUAUCUUGCUACAGCACCCUCUCUCCUCUCUCUUUGCUUUCCCUCUCCCCCUCCUUCUUUUCCCUCUCUCUCGAUCUGCCCUUCCUUUUCCGUACACCAGUUUCAGCCUGCAGUACAUCUUGGAGAUAAGUUUGGCUAGCAGAGGCACACCAUGUUCUGUCACGGUCUGCUACACACAUUCAAACUCACACACACACACUCACUCGCUCUCUCCCUCUCUCUCUUGCUCCCUCUUUCUCUCUCGCUCUCCAAACCCCUCUCUCUUUCUUUCUCUCUCUCACAUACACAGACACACACACACGCAUACACUGAUACUCAAUCAAUUCUGCUGCCCAUCCAGCAUGAUUUACCAUAGUCCCUCCCUAGAGCCUUAACAAACUAGUGGGACAGUUUGUCCACCUCAGCCUCCAAUGUGGUUUCAUCUGUACUGUAGUCCCCCACAUGAAAAAAAAUACUAUAGUAUUCACUGUAGUGUUUUUGCGAACUGUACUGUAGUAUUUACUGUAGUAUACUGUAGUAUUUACAGUUAACUAUAGUAUAAAUACUGUAGUAAAAGAAAACUGUAGUAUAUACUUUAGUAUUUACUGUAGUGUUUUUUUCAUUAUCAGUUGAAACUUUUGAUCAGAAACCCCCUUCUUUAACCAAUGCGCAGAGUUUGUGUCUCUAUUGACUAGCUAGCAUAUUGUCACAAUUGAUUCUGUAACAGCUGAUCUAAGAUCAGCAAUAUCUCUAUGUGACUGAGGGAGAUGGCUGAAAAAGUGUAGGAAAAUGUAGGAAAGCGGAGGGGAGCUGAUAAAUAAGAGAAAGGGAAAGGUAACGAACAAGAUAGAAGGGAAGAAGAGUGAGAAAAGGUCAAGGAAAAGCAGGGGCACGGGAGGUUUGGAGAGUUGAGAGAGGGGAGGUCAGGGCUAGAACUUGACAGUAGAGGUCUUCACGAAAUUUCCGAAAUUAACCUUGGGCUUUCCCACCUGGACCCAAUAUGCAUUUCAAUAUAGAGACCCGUUCCGAACAGACCCGAGGACAACUAGACCAGUUCCGUAUAGACCUGGUUGGAUCCAGACCCGGACCGAUCUGAGUGAGGGAAGCAGCAGAAAAGUCAUUUUUUAAGCUACUUUAUUUAUUGGAGCUGAUAAAGUGUGAGAGGAGGGAGAAAGAGGUGCAGCUCUAGCAGGCGGGGAAGGGGCCGUACUGUGAGCGAGUGACACAGGGAGCAGGAGGGAGGGAGAGACAGCAAACAACCAUGCCGACUCACGCUAUAGUAGACUAAUAGCUGCCAUAGCAAGGUUAUUUAUCAUAAAAUAUGAUCACAUUCAAACCGGGAGAAGCUAACAUUAUCUAGCUAGGCUAAUUGAGGCUGCAGUGCAUUCGCUUUUUCAUCCUACAGUUACAAAAACUCCAUUCAGAAUAUUAAGUAGCAGCCUACCUGUUGGCUCUUGGUCGUUGUAGCCUAUCCUUCUCCUUUAAAUUCCGCCAUUUUAAUUCCAUCUUCCAAUGAUUUUUACUUCAGACCAGUGGCAGGCAGUGAGUUCUAGGGGGAGGUUUAGGGGCUUCCUCUACCACUAGCAUGGUAGACCACCCUGCAUGGGCUGGAGGAAGGCUAGGAGGAUAUGCAUUUUUGAUUCUCAGGGACAGGCUUCCUCUACCACUAGCAUCACUAACCCCACCAGACUUCAUACUAGAUCUUAUUCACUCCUCACACCCACUUUCUGGUACCACCAACCUGGAUAUACAUUGCCUUGCAAAAGUAUUCAUCCCCUUGGCGUUUUUCCUAUUUUGUUGCAUUACAACCUGUAAUUUAAAUGGAUCUUUAUUUGGAUUUCAUGUAAUGGACAUACACAAAAUAGUCCAAAUUGAUGAAGUGGAAUUAAAAAAAUUACUUGUUUCAAGAAAUUCUAGAAAAAUAAAUAACGGAAAAGUGGUGCGUGCAUAUGUAUUCACCCCCUUUACUAUGAAGCCCCUAAAUAGGAUCUGGUGCAACCAAUUACCUUCAGAAGUCACAUAAUUAGUUAAAUAAAGUCCACCUGUGUGCAAUCUAAGUGUCACAUGAUCUGUCACAUGAUCUCAGUAUAUAUACACCUCUUCUGAAAGGCCCCAGAGUCUGCAACACCAUUAAGCAAGGGGCACCACCAAGCGAGCGGCACCAUGAAGACCAAGGAGCUCUCCAAACAGGUCAGGGACAAAGUUGUAGAGAAGUACAGAUCAGGGUUGGGUUAUAAAAAAUAUCUGAAACUUUGAACAUCCCACGGAGCAACAUUAAAUGCAUUAUUAAAAAAUUGAAAUAAUAUGGCACCACAACAAACCUACCAAGAGAGGGUCGCCCACCAAAACUCACGGACCAGGCAAGGAGGGCAUUAAUCAGAGAGGCAACAAAGAGACCAAAGAUAACCCCGAAGGAGCUGCAAAGCUCCACAGCGGAGGUUGGAGUAUCUGUCCAUAGAACCACUUUAAGCCAUACACUCCACAGAGCUGGGCUUUACGGAAGAGUGGCCACAAAAAGCCAUUGCUUAAAGAAAAAAAUAAACAAACAUGUUUGGUGUUCACCCCCAAACAUAUGGAAGAAGGUACUCUGGUCAGAUGAGACUAAAAUUGAGCUUUUUGGCCAUCAAGGAAAACGCUAUGUCUAUGCCCAGUGGCUAGAUGUGCCAAGCUUAUAGAGACAUACCCCAAGAGACAUGCAGCUGUAAUUGCUGCAAAAGGUGGCUCUACAAAGUAUUGACUUUGCCAAGGGGGGUGAAUACUUUCGCAAGCCACUGUACAUUACAUUUUAGUCAUUUAGCAGACGCUCUUAUCCAGAGCGACUUACAGUUAGUGAGUGCAUAAAUUUUUUCAUACUGGCCCCCCGUGGGAAACGAACCCACAACCCUGGCGUUGCAAGCGCCAUGCUCUACCAACCGAGCUACACAGGGCCAUAGAGAGAGUGAUCAAGGUAUUAUAUGAAGACAUUGGAAUUGUAUAACUGAAUAUUAAGACUUUAUAUACAUUUUACUUAUCCUUUGUGUCUUUCAAAGCACCAGAGCAAACACAGACUUUAAGUUCCAGACAGUAGAGAAGCAAUAAGAACCAAAUAAACGUAAUCAUAAAACUGACUCCAACUAAUCAAACUGUUUCACUAGGUUUUAAAUCAGCAAUUAAAUCAAAGAAUUCACUCUGGCCAACCAAACCAGAUCGUUGUUACUUGAAAAGCACAUUCCCUCCAGCCGUGUCAGUUGGAGAAGGCAGCAGUAGUCUGUGUUGUCCUGAUGAUGGUUCUCUCCCAUCUGGCCUCAUACAGAGAGUGUCUGAUGUCACACACUGACACACCCAUCAGCUGCUGUGUUUAGGUCUAUGUGGUGUUGCAUGUGUGUGUUUAUUUAGUGUGUGUUUAUUUAGUGUGUGUGUGUGAAUCAUGUGGGAUCAGUGAAGGUUGGGUGGUGGGUGACUGAGAUCCGUUGGGUAAAUUCUAAAUUCUAGGUUCCAAGUUCCAAGUUCCAAGAGCAGCUGGUAAAAUGAUGAGCUCCUAAUAUCUAGUAUUAUAUAUCAUAUUUGAAAUGAUUUAGAGGAAGAGUACAUUUGAGAAAAACGAGUGAAAGAUAAAGGAAGAAGAACUAAGAGUAUAACAUCAGAAGAUAGCUAACAAGCUAACAGUUAUUUACACAUUGCUAGGGAGUUGCUAAGAGUUUCUCGCUACUGGCUACCUGCUGUUAGCAAAAAAAAAACCUAGGUAACAAAUAACAAAAAGGACAAUCAAAAAGGACAAAGGACAGGACAAAAGACAGGAAAACUAGUACAUAACCUUACACAAGGUAAUUUAAAACAAUUCAGACAAAAAAACAAGAAAGGUAGGCUUUGUUUACAUAAAAAAAAUGCCAAGCUACAACUAGCCAAGUGCAAACCAGCUGUAACAUACAGUAUACUGUAUCCAGCUGUAACAUACAGUAUACUGUAUCCAGCUGUAACAUACAGUAUACUGUAUCCAGCUGUAACAUACAGUAUACUGUAUCCAGCUGUAACAUACAGUAUACUGUAUCCAGCUGUAACAUACAGUAUACUGUAUCCAGCUGUAACAUACAGUAUACUGUAUCCAGCUGUAAACAUACAGUAUACUGUAUCCAGCCCAGCUGUAACAUACAGUAUACUGUAUCCAGCUGUAACAUACAGUAUACUGUAUCCAGCUGUAACAUACAGUAUACUGUAUCCAGCUGUAACAUACAGUAUACUGUAUCCAGCUGUAACAUACAGUAUACUGUAUCCAGCUGUAAAUACAGUAUACUGUAUCCAGCUGUAACAUACAGUAUACUGUAUCCAGCUGUAACAUACAGUAUACUGUAUCCAGCUGUAACAUACAGUAUACUGUAUCCAGCUGUAACAUACAGUAUACUGUAUCCAGCUGUAACAUACAGUAUACUGUAUCAGCUGUAACAUACAGUAUACUGUAUCCAGCUGUAACAUACAGUAUACUGUAUCCAGCUGUAACAUACAGUAUACUGUAUCCAGCUGUAACAUACAGUAUACUGUAUCCAGCUGUAACAUACAGUAUACUGUAUCCAGCUGUAACAUACAGUAUACUGUAUCCAGCUGUAACAUACAGUAUACUGUAUCACUGUAACAACGUAUGCAGUAUACUGUAAUCCAGCUGUAACCAUGCAGUAUACUGUAUCCAGCUGUAAACAUUACAGUAUAACUGUAUCCAGCUGUUAACAUAGCAGUAUACUGUACUCAGCUGUACAUAUCAGUAUACUGUAUCCAGCUGUAACAUACGUAUCCUGUAAUCCCCGCUGUAAACAUACAGGUAUACUGUAUCCAGCUGUAACAUACAGUAAUGACUGUAUCCAGCUGUAACAUAACAGUAUACUGAAUAUCCAGCUGUAACCAUACAGUAUACUGUAUCCAGCCUGUAACCAUUACAGUAUUACUUGUACUCCAGCUGUAACAUACCAGUAUACUGUAUCCAGCGAAACAUGCAGCUAAUGUACCAGCUGUAACAUGCAGUAUACUGUAUCCAAGCUGUAAAACCAGUAUACUGUACCACGUACAAUGCAGUAUACUGUAUCCCAGCUGAUAACAUACAGUAUACUGUAUCCAAGCUGUAACAUACAGUAUACCGUAUCCAGCUGGUAAACAUACAGUAUAUACUGUAUCCAGCUGUAACCAUAACAGUAUACUGUAUCCAGCUGUAACAUGCAGUAUACUGUAUCCAGCUGUAACAUACAGUAUAUGUAUCCAGCUGUAACAUGCAGUAUACUGUAUCCAGCUGUAACAUACAGUAUACUGUAUCCAGCUGUAACAUACAGUAUACUGUAUCCAGCUGUAACAUACAGUAUACUGUAUCCAGCUGUAACAUACAGUAUACUGUAUCCAGCUGUAACAUACAGUAUACUGUAUCCAGCUGUAACAUGCAGUAUACUGUAUCCAGCUGUAACAUACAGUAUACUGUAUCCAGCUGUAACAUACAGUAUACUGUAUCCAGCUGUAACAUACAGUAUACUGUAUCCAGCUGUAACAUACAGUAUACUGUAUCCAGCUGUAACAUACAGUAUACUGUAUCCAGCUGUAACAUACAGUAUACUGUAUCCAGCUGUAACAUACAGUAUACUGUAUCCAGCUGUAACAUACAGUAUACUGUAUCCAGCUGUAACAUGCAGUAUACUGUAUCCAGCUGUAACAUACAGUAUACUGUAUCCAGCUGUAACAUACAGUAUACUGUAUCCAGCUGUAACAUACAGUAUACUGUAUCCAGCUGUAACAUACAGUAUACUGUAUCCAGCUGUAACAUACAGUAUACUGUAUCCAGCUGUAACAUACAGUAUACUGUAUCCAGCUGUAACAUACAGUAUACUGUAUCCAGCUGUAACAUACAGUAUACUGUAUCCAGCUGUAACAUACUGUAUCCAGCGGUAACAUACAGUAUACUGUAUCCAGCUGUAACAUGCAGUAUACUGUAUCCAGCUGUAACAUGCAGUAUCCCUGGUAUCCAGCUGUAACCAUGCAGUAUACUGUAUCCAGCUGUAACAUGCAGUAUACUGUAUCCAGCUGUAACAUACAAGUAUACUGUAUCCAGCUGUAACAUGCAGUAUAACUGUAUCCAGCUGUAACAUACAGUAUACUGUAUCCAGCUGUAACAUGCAGUAUACUGUAUCCAGCUGUAACAUGCAGUAUACUGUAUCCAGCUGUAACAUACAGUAUACUGUAUCCAGCUGUAACAUGCAGUAUACUGUAUCCAGCUGUAACAUGCAGUAUACUGUAUCCAGCUGUAACAUGCAGUAUACUGUAUCCAGCUGUAACAUACAGUAUACUGUAUCCAGCUGUAACAUGCAGUAUACUGUAUCCAGCUGUAACAUCAGUAUACUGUAUCCAGCUGUAACAUCAGUAUACUGUAUCCAGCUGUAACAUACAGUAUACUGUAUCCAGCUGUAACAUACAGUAUACUGUAUCCAGCUGUAACAUACAGUAUACUGUAUCCAGCUGUAACAUACAGUAUACUGUAUCCAGCUGUAACAUACAGUAUACUGUAUCCAAGCUGUACACUUACACAGUAUACUGUAUCCAGCUGUAACAUACAGUAUACUGUAUCCAGCUGUAACAUACAGUAUACUGUAUCCAGCUGUAACAUACAGUAUACUGUAUCCAGCUGUAAUACAGUAUACUGUACCGCUGUAACAUACAGUAUACUGUAUCCAGCUGUAAACAUACAGUAUACUGUAUCCAGCUGUAAACAUUACAGUAUACUGUAUCCAGCUGUAACAUACAGUAUACUGUAUCCAGCUGUAACAUACAGUAUACUGUAUCCAGCUGUAAACAUAACAGUAUACUGUAUCCAGCUGUAACAUACAGUAUACUGUAUCCAGCUGUAACAUACAGUAUACUGUAUCCAGCUGUAACAUACAGUAUACUGUAUCCAGCUGUAACAUACAGUAUACUGUAUCCAGCUGUAACAUACAGUAUACUGUAUCCAGCUGUAACAUACAGUAUACUGUAUCCAGCUGUAACAUACAGUAUACUGUAUCCAGCUGUAACAUACAGUAUACUGUAUCCAGCUGUAACAUACAGUAUACCUGUAUCCAGCUGUAACAUACAGUAUACUGUAUCCAGCUGUAACAUACAGUAUACCUGUAUCCAGCUGUAACAUACAGUAUACUGUAUCAGCUGUAACAUACAGUAUACUGUAUCCAGCUGUAACAUACAGUAUACUGUAUCCAGCUGUAACAUACAGUAUACUGUAUCCAGCUGUAACAUACAGUAUACUGUAUCCAGCUGUAACAUACAGUAUACUGUAUCCAGCUGUAACAUACAGUAUACUGUAUCCAGCUGUAACAUACAGUAUACUGUAUCCAGCUGUAAUCAACUAAGAUGGAUACAUUUACAAGCCCCAAACUCACCAACCUUGCAAUCCAAUAUGCAGAAGGUAUUGCCAGUGAAGCAGGGAGGACAAAAUAUUAAGCAAAGGUUUUAAAAGAACACCCAGAGACCCUAAGAGUAGACUUUAUGCAACAAAAAUACAAAGAAAUCAAAUUUUCACUGAAUGUCCAAAUGCUUGGCAUGCAGCCCUGUGCAAGGCAAACAAACAUCUUAAAAUGUCUGGAAACAAGACCAUGAGACAAUUGUAUGUGGACACAACCCCAAAAUGUAAUAUUAAUAUAUAUAACAAUGGAACAGUAAUGAUGUAAGGCUCUGAGGCCAGUCUAGAGCAGACAUGUCUCCACUAACAAUGCCUGCAACUCCCAAAACCUGGGCUUCAAAACAGGAGGCCCACAGUAUAUCCCUCCCUCCCUCACCUGUAGCAGCUGUGUGCACACCAGAAACAAUAUUGGUGAAACGAAUCCAGAACUGCCUCUCCCUACUUGAAGUUAAGAUUACGGAAUUUUGUAUUUUAUUUUAUUUAUUAGGAUCCCCAUUAGGAUCCCCAUUAGCCGACGCCAAUGGCUACAGCUAGUCUUUUCUUUUUUUUUUUGGGGGGGGGGGGGGGUAGAUCAGCUUAAUAUUGCAGAUAGAUUGUAACUUCCAUCAAUGUAAUUGUCUGCAUCACUUCACUUCACUUCCUACCAAGGAAAGAUCUCCCCUGGCAAAUGAUCCAAAAUGUCAACCAAAAAAUCACCAUGGACUGCUCCUCACUACCAAAUGUCAGCAUCUCUCACCACCACACCCUGACAUGUGAGCACUUGUAUGACCAUGUAUACCUGGACCAUGAGGGAGUCAGAAUCUUUGCCAAGAACCUGAAGGAUCCACAAUCAUACCAGGCCAGUAACAAAGCCCCACCACUUCCCCGCAAUCAAGGGAGAGAGAGGAGGCCAAUCUCAUCUCAGCUGAGCCCAACAUAGACAUCUCCAGCCCCUACCAACAUGUCCGAACCCAACGGCGCUAGACCCAGACCAGCUCAGCCCGGCGGUGCCAGAACCAACCCAGCUCAGCCCAGCGGUUCCAGAACCAGCCCAGCUUAACCCAGCAGUGCCAGACACAGUUCAGGUCAGCCCAAUACAACCAUUCACAGCACUGGACUGUACGUGGUCCUCUGUAGCUCAGCUGGUAGAGCACGGCGCUUGUAACGCCAAGGUAGUGGGUUCGAGCCCCGGGACCACCCAUACACAAAAAAAAUGUUAUGCACGCAUGACUGUAAGUCGCUUUGGAUAAAAGCGUCUGCUAAAAUGGCAUAUUACUCUAGGUGUAGGACAAAUAGUGGCCAACAGGAGUGUAUCCCAGCCCAGCCCAGACCAUACCUCAGCCUCAGCCUCACCGCCAGCCCACAUAUGCUGAGGCAGCCUCUGGUAAGAGUCAAAUAGACCCUUCAGUCAUCUGAGAGACAACCAGACCCGGCCCGCCUCAGCACAGCUCAAGCAGACCCGGCCCAUCACAGUACAGCUCAACCAGACCUGGCCCGCCUCAGCACAGCUCUACCAGACCCAGCCAGCCUCAGCACAGCUCUACCAGACCAGGCCCAUCACAGCACAGCUCAAUUCAGCCCAGCUCUACACAGCACCGACCACUACCCUAGGGUCUGGCAAAACUCUGUUGAGGGUAGUGCAUCACAUGAUGCAGUCCACACCAUGUAUCAUUCUCAUCAUCAGCCCUCAUAUGCUGAGAGUUUGGAGCUUCGCCAGUGCCCUUCACACCACCCUCCUCAAUUCCCCCCAUAACCUCCCUCCCAGGCUAGUUUUGGGUUACCCUCCCUACUCCCAUCCCCAGGACAGUCCUGGGACACUCCUGCCCCCAAUGGCAGGCUCAACCCUGCAACAGGAGCCACACCAAGGCCUCCUCUGCACACCCAGAAUGGAGCAUUGGCAGCCACUCCGGUCCCCUGCAGCAGCUCCCCUCCUUUGGCGGGAGCUUAAUCCGGGUGGACUGAGCUCUGCCAACACUGGUCUCCCAGUUCCCGCCCCAGCCCCUGCAUCCAGCGACUUGGGGGAGGUCUGUCAAAUGCUCUCACAUGGUUGGCCAUGGACCUUGGCAAAGUCUCAGCUCACUCAACAAAUAGCUGCAGAUGACCCUAUGCCUGUUAGCUCUGAUGGGAAUGAGCUGAAUACUCCCUCUGACUUUAAAUCUCGUAGGGGGUUUGGGCUAAUGCACCUAAAUGUAUGAUACAAAAAUGGACACAAUUGACAUUUGGGUACAGGACUCAUGUCCUGACAUUCUGGUUCUCUCGGAAACAUGGUUAAAUGGUUCUGUCUCUGAUAAAGACAUUGAAGUAAAUUAUUAUAAUGUAUAUAGAUGUGACAGAUUACAGAAAGGGGGAGGAGUGGCGAUAUAUGUAAAAUCGAAUUUCAUGGCAUCCCCAAUCUUUAAAUAUUUCUGUGCCCAAUAAAUUUGAGCUCCUGGUUUUAGAUGAGUCCACAAACCAGAAUACACAUUUAUUUGUUGCUGGGAUUUACUGCCCACCUGCUGCCAAGGCGGAUGCUAUUGGUGCUAUGUCUGAGUGUUUAACACCUUUUCUGUCCUCGGAGUUGGUCAUUUUAGGUGAUCAAUUUAAGAGUACAUGCACUGAUUUUAAUCUGACUCAAUUGAUCUCAAAACCCACACGGCUAAAUGUGAAAAACCCUUUUAACUCCUCAUUGAUUGAUUUAAUUCUUACUAAUAACCCCCAUAAAUAUUUGUCUAGUCGAGUAUUUGCAUAUGAUCUCAGUGAUCAUUGUCCCAUACUAUGUAUUAAAGAUAUGACACAGCAAAAUACUAAUCCUCAUUUAAUUAAGAUACAUUUUAAAAAGUUCUCUCCUCAAAGGUUUUUACAUGACAUGUUCUACUCUGAUUUAGCCACUGUCUCCUGUAUUCAUGACCCUGAGUUGGCUCUAGAAAAUGUAUCCUCCAUAUUUAUUUAUCUGGCAGAUAAACACGCCCCUUUAAAAAAAUUCAGAGUGAAAGAUAGAUCUAACCCUUGGUUUUCUUCUGAGCCGUCUGAGCACAUUCAGAUGAGAAACUGGGCCAAACCUGGGCCAAAGCAAGGAAAACAUACUCUGUAGUGGACUGGCAAUUUUUCAGAGAAUUGAGAAUCAUAUGUACUAUCUCGAUUAAGAAAGCUAAAUCAAGCUACUUUUUAAGCUCUAUCUCUGACUCUGCUGGUGAUACUUCUACAUUUUGGAAAAGAGUAAAUGCACUAAAGCGUACAAAUUCCUCUUCUUCCCUGCCUAAGCAAGUUCUGUCUGACUGGCAUUAUAACUGAGAAGAAGGGGAUAAGUGAUGCUUUUAAUCAUCAUUUUAUCUUGGCAGGCUUUUUAUUAGAGAUAAACAGUGGUUUAAUUGACACUGAACAGUCAAUUGACUGCUCUUCCCUCUGCCAGCCUCUAGCUAACUCCACGGUUAACACGUCAACUUCUAGUGAAUCUUUGUUUUCAUUUCAGUAAUUUACUAUCUGUGAUGUGCUAGAUGCCUAUCUUAAGAUUUAUGUAAAUCGACUGGGGCUGAUAUGCUUGAUCCAUUUUUGCUGCAGCUCUCUGCCCCCCUGAUUGCUGAAUCAUUAACCCAUAUUUUUAACCUGACGAUUAUAUCUGGUAAUAUCCCCAAGGUUUGGAAGGCGGCCCAUGUACUCCCCCUUCACAAAAAUGGUGACCCUUGUGACCUAAAUAAUUACCUAGAUAAAAUAUUAGAAUCCUUGAUUAAUUCUCAGCUAAGGUCUUUCUUAUCUUUGAAAUGUGUUCUAAACGUACAUCAGUCGGGUUUUAGACCAGGUCAUAGAACUAUCUCUCCUGCAUCCCUAGUUAUAAAUGGUGGUUAAUUGUAUGGAUAAAAGGCAACAUUGUGCUGCCCUCUUCAUUGACCUGUCAAAGGUUUCGAUACUGUUGAUCACUCACUGCUAAUUCAGUGGCUUUCCUCAAUUGGCCUAGACCAGGCUGCAUGUAACUGGUUUAAAAAUUACUUGUCAAUGUGUAUCUACUGAUGGUGUUAAAUCAGGUUUCCUGGAUAUUAUGAAAGGUGUCCCGCAGGGGUCGAUUAUGGGUCCUGUACUUUUUACUGUUUACAUUAACUAUAUUGACUUGUCUGUAAAACAUUGUAACCUACACUUGUAUGCCGAUGAUACUGUUGUGUAUGCUAUUGCCACCACGGUUGACCAGGCUCUAUCUGAACUACAGUCUGCCUUCAUUGUAUUAGAGAAAAAACUUUAUUGACCUCAAAUGAGUAUUGAAUGCAGGUAAAAUGAAGUAUAUGUUGUUCUCUAGAGCGCAUAAAAAUAACUCUGAUGAUUUAAGCAUAAUAUGUACUUUGGAUGGUGUCCAUAUUGAUCAUGUCGCUGCUUACAAGUAUCUGGGCAUCUGGAUAGAUGAAAAGCUUUCUUUUAAAAAGCAUAUUGACGAGUUAGUUAAGAAUCUGAGAAUGAAAAUGGGCUUCUUCUAUAGAAAUAGGUCCUGCCUCUCGAUAAAUAGUAGAAAGCAGAUUAUUCAGUCGAUGUUCCUACGGGCGACAGUUGUAUUUAUUAAAGAUCCCCAUUAGCUGCUGCCAAGGCAGCAGCUACUCUUCCUGGGGUCCAGCAACAUUAAGGCAGUUAUAUACAAGCUAAAAUAUUACAUGACAUUACAUUUCAUAACACUUUUCACAACACAUUAAGUGUGUGCCCUCAGGCCACUACUCUACUAUCACAUACAGUACCUACAAUGCAAAAUCCAUGUGUACGUGUGUGUAGAGUGCGUGUCUUAUCAUGUGUAUGUGUGUCUGUGCCUGUGUGUGUCUCUUCACAGUCCCUGCUGUUCCAUGAUAUGUAUUUCUAUCUAUUUUUUAAAUCUGAUUCUACUGCUUGCAUCAGUUACCUGGUGUGGAAUAGAGUUCCGUGUAGCCAUGGCUCUAUAUAGUACUGUGCGCCUCCCAUAGUCUGUUCUGGACUUGGGGAUUGUGAAGAUACCUCUGGUGGCAUGUCUUGUGGGGUAUGCAUGGAUGUCCGAACUGUGUUCUAGUAGUUUAAACAGACACCUCGGUGCAUUCAGCAUGUCAACACUUCUUACAAAAACGAGUAGUGAUGAAGUCAAUCUCUCCUCCACUUUGAGCCAUGAGAGAUCUACAUGCAUAUUAUUAAUGUUAGCUCUCCGUGUACACUCAAGGGCCAGCCAUGCUGUCCUGUUCUGAGCUAAUUGUAAUUUUCCGAAGUCCCUCUUUGUGGCACCUGACCACACGACUGAACAGUAGUCCAGGUGUGACAAAACUAGGGCCUGUAUGAGCUGCCUUGUUGAUAGUGUUGUUAAAAAGGCAGAGCAGCGCUUUAUUAUGGACAGACUUCUCCCCAUCUUAGCUACUGUUGUAUCAACAUGUUUUGACCAUGACAGUUUACAAUCCAGGGUUACUUCAAGAAGUUUAGUCACCUCAACUUGCUCAAUUUCCACAUUAUUUAUUAUAAGAUUUAGUUGAGGUUUAGGGUUCAGUGAAUGAUUUGUCCUAAAUACAAUGCUUUUAGUUUUUGAAAUAUUCUCUACCAAAAAGUUGGUAGGCCCUCUUUGAUGUCACAUAUACAUUGCUAUGUUUUCAUUUAUAAAGCCCUUUUACAAGAAGUCCCACUGUACCUAACAUCAUUACUAAACUUUAGACAUGAGCUACCACACCCGGUCUCAGGGAUGGCUAACUCUGGAAAUUCCUUUGGUCUCUACUGAGUUAGGUAAAUCAGCUUUUAGUUUUUUUUCACCUUAUUUGUGGAACAAUCUUCAAAAUGUUCUGAAAUUUGAUGUUUAGGUGCCUCUAGGCCAAUUCAAAACGCUGAUUGAGGACCUUUUUAGUGAUUAAUGUCUUUGUUUUUAAUGACUGUGUUUUUCUUUCUGCUUGCAUUGUGUGUAUUUUCUGUAAUUUAUGUCAUUCAGGGCUCACCUGUAAAAGAGACUUCUGGUCUCAUUAUGACUCCCUGAUAAAAUAAAGGUUAAAUACAAUUUAAAAAAUUAAAUAUAGCUCUGAGCCAGUUUGGAACAUAUCAAUGUCUGUCAACCGUUGCCAUCCCAACAGAAACAUGAAGUGACACUUCAUUAGCAGUUAGCUAUGGCGACUGCCAAUCACCCAGGCAGUGCGGAACUGUGGUAUGACAAUGAUGCAGUCGCUAUACUUACAACGAGGCAAAACCAAGCACCACACUCCCUUAUAUCUGAGACAUCAUCCUUCUUUAGAGCUUACAGUCAAAUGAAAUCGCUGCUGAAAAUCUGACAUUCAAACUAUAAAUGAAUUAAGAGGAAGAGAUGUUUAAAGCGAGCUGCUCAGAUUGACAUCUCCAUUCAGAAUCCACUGAGGUGCCCUUAAUGUGCAUGAUUGUUUAAAGAAAAUGUCUAAUUACACACACGAUUGUCCCUUCAAUGCAGGGGAAAUUGACGUGCGUUGGAGGACUAUUAUGCACUUAAUAUACUUGAUAUGUUUUAUUUGAAAUGUUUUAGGCACUGUUAGAGGGAUUUAAUUAAAGAGUAGUGUUGGAGUGUCUGGCUUGGGUAGCAGACCUUUUUGUAAUGCCUUUUAUCAUCACAGGCCUCUAAUCCACUUUUAAUGUUACCAGAUAGCGAAAGAGAGAGAGAAGGAUGAACAAGGAGAGGACCUGGUCUUUUUGUGACCAUAAUGGAGGGGAGGGACAAAAGGGUGUGUCUCUUUCCCAGAGGUGUGGACUCGAAUCACAUGAUUUGGACUUGAGUCUGACUGUAGUCACAAAUUGUAUGACUUGAGACUCUACAUGAUAGAAAAUAAAUUAACUUGAGACUUGACUUGGACUUCGGGACUCUUAUUUGACCAGCAAACUGUCAAUCAACACAGGUCGGGUGAGCUUGCGCAGUGAGAACGUUUUGGGGGGUUGCGUUUUGGAAAAAUAUAUAGUUUUCAUACAUAUUUUAUUAGGCUACAUAGCCUACCAAUUAUAUUUUAUAUGUAUACCUUUGCUUAUUCGAUCUGGUCACUAACACAGGCUUACGGCAUUGCACCAUAUUCUUGUUUAAAAAAUAUCUAAUUUGUGCUUCAGAACCAAAAAGUUGCCCGUCUCGACUGUUGUCCAAUGACCAGUCAUCAGCUUUGUCACACAGAGGCGGGCGCACACAUCCAGAUUAGUCACCAGAAAGCACUUGUUUAGUUAAUUUUCUCCAGUUUUGUCUGGCAAAAACAGAGUAGCCUACCUACUUAUAAAGUACUGUAUAAAGUACAUAUAAAGUAGGCCUAUGUAUAAAGUAAAUAUAAAGUACUGUUUAGCAAUCUGCUACUGACGAAUAUUUGCCACAACAAUAGGCUACCUGGUGAUUUCAUUGAUCUUUUUCGUAUUUCAGACAGACCUAGUUUAAGUGGGUUAUAUUUACAGUGCCUUGCAAAAGUAGUCAUCCCCCUUAGCGUUUUUCCUAUUUUGUUGCAUUACAACCUGUAAUUUAAAUUGAUUUUUAUUUGGAUUUCAUGUAAUGGACAUACACAAAAUAGUCCAAAUUGGUGAAGUGAAAUGAAAAAAAUAACUUGUUUCAAAGAAUUCUAAAAAAUAAAUAACGGAAAAGUGGUGCGUGCAUAUGUAUUGACCCCCUUUGCUAUGAAGCCCCUAAAUAAGAUCUGGUGCAACCAAUUACCUUCAGAAGUCACAUAAUUAGUUAAACAAAGUCCACCUGUGUGCAAUCUAAGUGUCACAUGAUCUGUCAUAUGAUCUCAGUAUAUAUACACCUGUUCUGAAAGGCCCCAGAGUCUGCAACACCACUAAGCAAGGGGCACCACCAAGCAAGCGGCACCAUGAAGACCAAGGAGCUCUCCAAACAGGUCAGGGACAAAGUUGUGGAGAAGUACAGAUCAGUGUUGGGUUAUAAAAAAAUAUCUGAAACUUUGAACAUCCCACGGAGCACCACUGAAUCCAUUAUUAAAAAAUGAAAAGAAAAUGGCACCACAAGAAACCUGCCAAGAGAAGGCUGCCCACCGAAACUCACGGACCAGGCAAGGAGGGCAUUAAUCAGAGAGGCAACAAAGAGACCAAAGAUAACCCUGAAGGAGCUGCAAAGCUCCACAGCGGAGAUUGGAAUAUCUGUCCAUAGGACCACUUUAAGCCGUACACUCCGCAGAGCUGGGCUUUACGGAAGAGUGGCCAGAAAAAAGCCAUUGCUUAAAGAAAAAAAUUAACAAACGUGUUUGUUGUUCACCUAAAGGCAUGUGGGAGACUCCCCAAACAUAUGGAAGAGAUGCUCUGGUCAGAUGAGACUAAAAUUGAGCUUUUUGGCCAUCAAGGAAAACGCUAUGUCUGGCGCAAACCCAACACCUCUCAUCACCCCGAGAACACCAUCCCCACAGUAAAGCAUGGUGGUAGCAGCAUCAUGCUGUGGGGAUGUUUUUCAUCGGCAGGGAAACUGGUCAGAAUUGAAGGAAUUCUUGAGGGAAACCUGUUUCAGUUUCCAAAGAUUUGAGACUGGGACAGAGGUUCACCUUCCAACAGGACAAUGACCCUAAGCAUACUGCUAAAGCAACACUCGAGUGGUUUAAGGGGAAACAUUUAAAUGUCUUGGAAUGGCCUAGUCAAAUCCCAGACCUCAAUCCAAUUGAGAAUCUGUGGUAUGACUUAAAGAUUGCUGUACACCAGUAGAACCCAUCCAACUUGAAGGAGCUGGAGCAGUUUUGCCUUGAAGAAUGGGCAAAAAUCCCAGUGGCUAGAUGUGCCAAGCUUAUAGAGACAUACCCCAAGAGACAUGCAGCUGUAAUUGCUGCAAAAGGUGGCUCUACAAAGUAUUGACUUUGGAGGGGUGAAUAGUUAUGCACGCUCAAGUUUUCUGUUUUAUUUCUUGUUUGUUUCACAACAAAAAAUAUUUUGCAUCUUCAAAGUGGUAGGCAUGUUGUGUAAAUCAAAUGAUACAAACCCCCAAAAAUCUAUUUUAAUUCCAGGUUGUAAAGCAACAAAAUAGGAAAAAUGCAAAGGGUGGUGAAUACUUUCGCAAGCCACUGUAUGUACCUCAGUGGUGGUAAUGGUUAUACAGUAUGUCUAAAGAUAGCUGUAACAUUGCACUACCUUCAAUACUUAUGGCAUGAAGAUGUAACAUAUUCUGGCAAAUUAAUUAGGACAUUUGUGAGUAAGAAAAAAGCUACAGACAGAUCAUGCUUUCCAUGAUAUCCGUAUCCCUAGUUGAUAUUGACUUCUAACAUGAAUGACUUUCAGCUCAAAAUGCAGGUGUAAAACGCAGUUUACAGUCAUAUGAAAAAGUUUGGGCAUCCCUGACAAUUUCCAUGAUUUCCAUUUAUAAAAAAUUGGUGUUUGGAUCAGCAAUUUCAUUUUGAUCUAUCAAAUAACUGAUGGACACAGUAAUAUUUCAGUAGUGAAAUUAGGUUUUUUGGAUUAACAGAAAAUGUGCAAUAUGCAUCAAAACGAAAUUAGACAGGUGCAUGAAUUUGGGCACCCCAACAGAAAAAUCACAUCAAUAUUUAGUAGAGCCUCCUUUUGCUAAAAUAGCAGCCUCUAGAUGCUUCCUAUAGCCUCUAAUGAGUGUCUGGAUUCUGGAUGAAGGUAUUUUGGACCAUUCCUCCUUACAAAACAUCUCCACUUCAGUUAGGUUUGAUGGUUGCCGAACAUGGACAGGCCGCUUCAAAUCAUCCCACAGAUUCUCAAUGAUAUUCAGGUCUGGGGACUGGGAUGGCAAUUCCAGAACAUUGUACUUGUUCCUCUGCAUAAAUGCCUGGGUAGAUUUUGAGCAGUGUUUUGGGUCGUUGUCUUGUUGAAAUAUCCAGCCCCGGCGUAACUUCAACUUUGUGACUGAUUCUUCAACAUUAUUCCCAAGAAUCUGCUGAUAUUGAGUGGAAUCCAUGCAAUCCUCAACUUUAACAAGAUUCCCAGUACCGGCACUGGCCACACAGCCCCACAGCAUGAUGAAACCCCCACCAAAUUUUACUGUGGGUAGCAAGUGUUUUUCUUGGAAUGCUGUGUUCUUUUGCCGCCAUGCAUAACGCCCCUUGUUAUGACCAAAUAACUCAAUCUUUGUUUCAUCAGUCCACAGCACCUUAUUCCAAAAUGAAGCUGGCUUGUCCAAAUGUGCGUUUGCAUACCUCAAGCGACUCUGUUUGUGGCGUGUGUGCAGAAAAGGCUUCUUCCGCAUCACUCUCCCGUACAGCUUCUCCUUGUGCAAAGUGCGCUGAAUUGUUGAACGAUGCACAGUGACACUAUCUGCAGCAAGAUGUUGUUGUAGGUCUCUGGAGGUGGAAUGUGGGCUGUUUUUGACCGUUCUCACCAUCCUUCGCCUUUGCCUCUCCGAUAUUUUACUUGGCCUGCCACUUCUGGGCUUAACAAGAAAUGUGCCUGUGGUCUUCCAUUUCCUCACUAUGUUCCUCACAGUGGACACUGACAGCUUACAUCUCUGCGAUAGCUUUUUGUAGCCUUCCCCUAAACCAUAAUGUUGGACAAUCUUUGUUUUCAGGUCAUUUGAGAGUUGCCACUCUUCAGAGGAGAGUCAAAGAGAACAACAACUUGCAAUUGGCCACCUUAAAUACCUUUUCUCAUGAUUGGAUGCACUUGUCUAUGAAGUUCAAGGCUUAAUGAGCUCACCAAACCAAUUGUGUGUUCCAAUUAAUCAGUGCUAAGUAGUUACUGGUAAUCAAUUCAACAGAAUGACAAGGGUGCCCAUAUUUUUGCAUAGCCUAUUUUUCACAUCUGAUUUAAUUUCAUACAACUUAAUAUUGCUACACAAAAAAUAUUUGACUGGACAAUACCCCAGUACUCAGCUUUUAUUAGAAAAUGAAUGGCAUGCCACUGUGAUCAUUUUCUGUGACGACAGAGUAAAUUAUUAUGCAGCCUCAGAAGGGUGCCCAAACUUUUUCAUACGACUGUAUGUCUGUGUCUUGCAUUUUGGAAAUGCAUCACCAUUUAUGGCCGUAAUGACCGGCUACAUUUGCACAGCGAUUGUGUGCGCGUUCGCCCUGUGCGCAUAGCUGCUGGAAGAAGGGGUACUGAGGGUGCUGCAGCACCUACUAAAAAAUCUGAAUGACAAAAAAAUAGUACUGGGCCUUUACUAGUCCUGUAUUAGCAGACCGAUAUAGCUGUCUGUAGUGCGGGCAAACAUGUUUUCUGGCUCUUGUGACUUGAGACUUGCUUGUGACUCUAAUAAUAGUGACUUGGUCCCAGUGGCGUCUAUUCAUGGACACCAAGGGAAGCCAGGCUUCCCCAAAUAUUUGACCAAUAAAAAAAUUAAAAUUAUAAAAUAAUUUACCUUUCGUCUCUCUGUGUUUUCAUCAUUUUUCGUCAAUUCUCAAGUGGCUGAAUCUCACCGGAGAAUUCAUCCGAGCAAGGAAACAGCGCCCCUCACUCUCAGUAUGUGUAGCCCAUGUAUCUGAUGCUGUCUGGACCAAAAGAGUAUGACAUGUUGCCGCCGUAGCAUUUGAUUGAUUGAUACCAGCAAGCAUUUGGCCUCCCUUGAUAAAACAAACUAUAAAAUAAUUAGCCAAUCAGCGUUGCUGUCCUGGUGCAGCAAAACGCCCCCCAAGGGAGGACAGUUUGGAUAUGGCUUCACACUAAUCAAAUCACUUUCUAAGCAAACGUGUCUGUUUCUGGUCUGCUUGUGUUAAUGUCCUGCAGUAGCAAGCUUGCUAAAUCUGGCCUUUGCUAAGCCAUGGAUGGAGAUGGGGAUUUGGACUUGUGGUUUUCAAUUAAUUCUCUGUACAGGCCAAUGAUUAUGAUGGUGAUUCUGAUCUAACCAUGAAUAUGUUGUGCCACUGGCCUGAGACGAUUGAAGUUCAAUAUGUAGCCUAGAUGUAGCCUAGUAGGCUCACGUUAACUAGCUAGCUAACUUAGCUGGUUCAUUGUUGCCCAUGCGAGGAAGUUAGCUAGCAAACAUUUUAGCUAGGUAGCCUAUGAUAACAAAAACAAAGCCAUAGACUGUUUUGCCAACAUGAAAAAGAGGAGGAUGGCAUUGGCGUUCAACUAGUCUACAAGUAAGUUGAGUCAACAUGAUCUGUUUUGCACGCAUGCACACACACACAGAAAUCAGUAUGGACAGCCACAUGAUAUUUUGCAACGGUGAUUGGACUAAAUCGUUUUUGGUGUCUUUAAGUUUGUUUUCAGUGUAUUAAACUAAGCAUAUAUAGCCUUGUUGAUUUGAUGAUGUUUAAAUGUUUAAGUUGAAAUGGUGCUGGAACAGCGGAGGCAGUGCUCCUGUUUUAUGCUGACUUGUGGUAACUCUGUGGUUCUAAAUCAGUUGUUUUUUAGUAAACUGUCGAAAACAUAAACUUGCUUGACCAUGCUGCAGGCAAUAUUUGCUUUGUGGACUUCACCGGACAGAUGUUGCUCUCCGGUUUUGUGAUGAAACAAAGAAUGUGUAGUUUAAUUUAUUAUUUCACUGUGUGAACGUUUUCUUUUUCUUCUCAUGGCCUUAUUGUAUAUCACGGUGGCGUAUGAACAAAUUGAUUAUAGAGCAAACAACGCAAAUAUCACAACAUAGGUUGUAAUAUGUAUUUUUUAUUGGCUUGGCUUGGCUUCUUCAGUGAUUUUACCCACACACCGCUACUGAUUGGUCCCACCUCUGUCCUUUCCCCAUCUCUAUCUCUUUAUUUCUCUCUCUCCUGCUCAGCCACUCCAGCCCCAGCCUCUCCUUCUCAGGCGUGACUGCCCUCCACUGGAGAACCAGAGUACAACCUGAACCUUCCUCCACAGACAGACAGAAACAGAGACCUAGAUAGACAAUGAGAAAAAUACACAUUCAUAGGCAGAGAGUGAGAGAGAGAGUGAGAGAGAGGAGAGAGAGAGUGAGAGAGUGAGAGAGAGCGAGAGAGAGAGAGAGAGAGAGAGAGAGAGAGAGAGACCAUUAUAUAAAGCCAAACAUCUUCCAUCUGAUUCCAUGGGAUACUAACCUCAACUACAGUAAGCCUCAGCAGCUUCCUAAUAAAGUUAGUUACUGUCUUUCCACCCUCUCCCCUCCCUCUCUCUUUUAUCCCCUUGCCCCCCUCUGUGCCGGCCACGCUCUCUCCCCAGUGGUGAUUUCACAGGCUGCCAGUUCCAGUCUGCAGGUAGCUGCCAGCCCUGCUGACCAUCCCUCUCAACCCGUUCCCAUGGCCGUGUAGAGCCUGGGAUACAGCCCACUAGCCCACUAGCCCGCUGGGAAAAGCACCCCUCCUUCUCUGCAGGGGAGAGGAGAUUAAUCCCUCCAUCCCUCUCUCUCCAUCCCUCCAUCCCUGCAGCUAGGCCUGCUCUCUAGCCCACUUACCGUAGUGCAGGGCAAGCCUACUGGAACAUAGUAUACAUGGUGGGAGAGCCUGAGUGGGAGGGUAUGGGUAUUAGGCACUGAAGCCUAUUUGCAGCUGUGAAUGUGUUCUCUAGAUCAGUGCAUUUACACCGAUGUAGAGAACAAUGACAUUCCAUUCCGUUCUCCCCCGGCCAACUCUAGGAAGAGUCUUGGUUGUUCCAAACUUCUAACAUUUAGGAAUGAUGGAGGCCACGGUGUUCUUGGAGACCUUCAAUGCUGCAGACAUUUUUUGGUACCCUUCCCCAGAUCUGUGCCUCGACGUAAUCCUGUCUCGGAGCUCUAAGGACAAUUCCUUUGACCUCAUGGCUUGGUUUCUGCUCUGACAUGCACUGUCAACUGUGGGACCUUAUAAAGACAGGUGUGUGCCUUUCUAAAUCAUGUCCAAUCAAUUGAAUUUACCACAGGUGGACUACAAUCAAGUUGUAGAAACAUCUCAAGGAUGAUCAAUGGAACCAGGAUGCACCUGAGCUCAAUUUCGAGUCUCAUAGCAAAGGGUCUGAAUACUUAUGUAAAUAAGGUAUUUCUGUUUUUUAUUUUAAAUACAUUUGCACAAAAUCUAAAAACCUGUUUUCGCUUUGUCAUUAUGGGGUAUUGUGUGUAGAUUGAUGAGGGAAAAAAUAAUUUAAUCCAUUUUAGAAUAAGGCUGUAACGUAACAAAAUUUGGAAAAAGUCAAGGGGUCUUAAUACUUUCCGAAUGCACUGUACAUGACAUCAGAGCUCUGGCUCUGCACUUUUUUUUUUUUUUCUUUUUUUUUUCUUCACCUUUAUUCAACCAGGUAAGCCAGUUGAGAACAAGUUCUCAUUUACAACUGCGACCUGGCCAAGAUAAAGCAAAGCAGUGCGAUAAAAACAACAACACAGAGUUACAUAUGGGGUAAAACAAAACAAAGUCAAAAAUACAACAGAAAAAAAAUAUAUAUAUACAGUGUGUGCAAAUGUAGCAAGUUAUGGAGGUAAGGCAAUAAAUAGGCUAUAGUGCAAAAUAAUUACAAUUAGUAUUAACACUGGAAUGAUAGAUGUGCAAGAGAUGAUGUGCAAAUAGAGAUACUGGGGUACAAAUGAGCAAAAUAAAUAACAAUAUAGGGAUGAGGUAGUUGGGCGGGCUAAUUUCAGAUGGGCUGUGUACAGGUGCAGUGAUCGGUAAGGUGCUCUGACAACUGAUGCUUAAAGUUAGUGAGGGAGAUAAGUGUCUCCAGCUUCAGAGAUUUUUGCAAUUUGUUCCAGUCAUUGGCAGCAGAGAACUGGAAGGAAUGGCGGCCAAAGGAGGUGUUGGUUUUGGGGAUGACCAGUGAGAUAUACCUGCUGGAGCGCAUACUACGGGUGGGUGUUGCUAUGGUGACCAAUGAGCUAAGAUAAGGCGGGGAUUUGCCUAGCAGUGAUUUAUAGAUGGCCUGGAGCCAGUGGGUUUGGCGACGAAUAUGUAGUGAGGACCAGCCAACAAGAGCGUACAGGUCACAGUGGUGGGUAGUAUAUGGGGCUUUGGAGACAAAACGGAUGGCACUGUGAUAGACUACAUCCAAUUUGCUGAGUAGAGUGUUGGAGGCUAUUUUGUAAAUGACAUCGCCGAAGUCAAGGAUCGGUAGGAUAGUCAGUUUUACGAGGGCAUGUUUGGCAGCAUGAGUGAAGGAGGCUUUGUUGCGAAAUAGGAAACCGAUUUUAGAUUUAACUUUGGAUUGGAGAUUCUUAAUGUGAGUCUGGAAGGAGAGGUUACAGUCUAACCAGACACCUAGGUAUUUGUAGUUGUCCACAUACUCUAGGUCAGACCCGUCGAGAGUAGUGAUUCUAGUCGGGUGGGCGGGUGCAAGCAGCGUUCGGUUGAAGAGCAUGCAUUUAGUUUUACUAGUGUUUAAGAGCAGUUGGAGGCUACUGAAGGAGUGUUGUAUGGCAUUGAAGCUCGUUUGGAGGUUUGUUAACACAGUGUCCAAUGAAGGGCCAGAUGUAUACAAAAUGGUGUCGUCUGCGUAGAGGUGGAUCUGAGAGUCACCAGCAGCAAGAGCGACAUCAUUGAUAUACACAGAGAAAAGAGUCGGCCCAAGAAUUGAACCCUGUGGCACCCCCAUAGAGACUGCCAUAGGUCCAGACAACAGGCCCUCCGAUUUGACACAUUGAACUCUAUCUGAGAGGUAGUUGGUGAACCAGGCGAGGCAGUCAUUUGAGAAACCAAGGCUAUUUAGUCUGCCAAUAAGAAUGCGGUGGUUGACAGAGUCGAAAGCCUUGGCCAGGUCAAUGAAAACGGCUGCACAGUACUGUCUAUUAUCGAUCGCGGUUAUAAUAUCGUUUAGGACCUUGAGCGUGGCUGAAGUGCACCCAUGACCAGCUCGGAAACCGGAUUGCAUAGCGGAGAAGGUACGGUGGGAUUCGAAAUGGUCGGUGAUCUGUUUGUUAACUUGGUUUUCAAAAACUUUUGAAGGGCAGGAUGGAUAUGGGUCUGUAACAGUUUGGAUCUAGAGUGUCACCCCCUUUGAAGAGGGGGAUGACCGCGGCAGCUUUCCAAUCUCUGGGGAUCUCAGACGUUACGAAAGAGAGGUUGAACAGGCUAGUAAUAGGGGUUGCGACAAUUUCGGCGGCUAGUUUUAGAAAGAAAGGGUCCAGAUUGUCUAGCCCAGAUGAUUUGUAGGGGUCCAGAUUUUGCAGCUCUUUCAGAACAUCAGCUGUCUGGAUUUGUGUGAAGGAGAAGCGGGGGGGGCAUGGGCAAGUUGCAGCGGAGGGUGCAGAGCUGGUGGCCGGGGUAGUGGUAGCCAGGUGGAAAGCAUGGCCAGUCGUAGCAAAAUGCUUGUUGAAAUUCUCGAUUAUUGUAGAUUUAUCGGUGGUGAUAGUGUUUCCUAGCCUCAGUGCAGUGGGCAGCUGGGAGGAAGUGCUCUUAUUCUCCAUGGACUUUACAGUGUCCCAAAACUUUUUGGAGUUAGUGCUACAGGAUGCAAAUUUCUGUUUGAAAAAGUUAGCCUUUGCUUUCCUAACUGCUUGUGUAUAUUGGUUCCUAACUUCCCUGAAAAGUUGCAUAUCGUGGGGGCUAUUUGAUGCUAAUGCAGUACGCCACAGGAUGUGUUUGUGCUGGUCAAGGGCAGUCAAGUCUGAGGAGAACCAGGGGCUAUAUCUGUUCUUAGUUCUGUAUUUUUUGAAUGGGGCAUGUUUAUUUAAGAUUGAGAGGAAAUUACUUUUAAAGAACAACCAGGCGGAAUGAGAUCUAUAUCCAUCCAGGAUACCUGGGCCAGGUCAAUUAGGAAGGCCUGCUCGCUGAAGUGUUUUUGGGACCGUUUGACAGUGAUGAGGGGUGGUCGUUUGACCGCGGACCCGUUACGGACGCAGGCAAUAAGGCAGUGAUCGCUGAGAUCCUGGUUGAAGACAGAGGAGGUGUAUUUAGAGGGUAAGUUAGUCAGGAUGAUAUCUAUGAGGGUACCCAUGUUUACGGAUUUAGGGUUGUACCUGGUAGGUUCGUUGAUAAUUUGUGUGAGAUUGAGGGCAUCUAGUUUAGAUUGUAGGAUGGCCGGGGUGUUAAGCAUAUCCCAAUUUAGGUCACCAAGCAGUACGAACUCUGAGGAUAGAUGGGGGGCAACCAAUUCACAUAUGGUGUCCAGGGCACAGCUGGGGGCUGAGGGGGGUCUGUAGCAAGCGGCAACAGUGAGAGAUUUAUUUCUGGAAAGGUGGAUUUUUAGAAGUAGAAGCUCAAACUGUUUGGGCACAGACCUGGAUAGUAUGAUAGAGCUCUGCAGGCUAUCUCUACAGCAUGGGCGGUGUGUUCAAUAGGGCGAUAUGGGCGACGCACUGCCAAACGGGAAAAGGAAGGGAUUUUUUUUCUAAUCAAUUAUAUCAUGGCAACAGUAGUUCAGUGUUCACGUCUGAUCUGCCAGCCACUAAAUGUCCAAUCAGGCUAAAGUCGUGCUUCAAAUGUCCCCGCCCGUUUUGGGGCGAUUUCAGUCAGGUUGAAAAUCGCCCAGAAGUCUCUCAUAGCCUCUAAUGUAAAAUAUUUUUUUUUCAAAUUUCUGAGCUUUCAAUACAUUCUCUAUGGGUGUCUGAGGGCUUGCACUUACGCGCUUUCGUCAUACGUAACGUAACGUAACCAUGAACGGCAGACAGCAACGCUUGGACAGCGACUGGUGUAACCGACAUGCACCAUCUUUCAGAAAAGAUUAAGAAAAAUGAGCUGUCAAAGACCCACAUUGAUAGCUGUUUGAGAUUGUCUGCUUUGGUGAGAGUGAAUAUUGCCACUCAACUGGAUGAGGGAUACAGGCUAGCUGUCCGCCGCCACAACGAUGAGGUUAGCAACAGCAGAGUCGUGAACACUGUCUACGAGAAUCGAGACGACCUCAUAGAAUGUUUUGAAGCCAUCCGGACGGGUUCAUUGGGUUCAUUUGACCAGCCCACCGUACCAGAAGCUACAGAAUAAGGACAUCGAUGCUGUCUUUAUCAAACGUGCCCUCGACAGCUUCGCAAGCAGUGUGCAGGCCAUAAGGUAAGAUAAAGAUUAAACAAUAUCAUUCGAUCUUUCUCAAAGCAGAGCUUUAUUUGAAAAUGUAUGCAUGAAAGGAGACUGCAUUUGUGUUUGAAAUUACAUUAUUGUCAUUAUAUAUGGCCAGUGGUGUAAUCUAUCUUAUUUUAUAUACUAUGUGUACUGUACAGUGGUGCUCAUAAGUGUAUGAACACAUUCUAAAGCUGACUAAAAAGAGGAAUAAAAAAAUAAAAAAAUCUGUUCAUGUUCAUUUUUACAAAUCUAUACAAUUGGCCAGAAUAUGGUUGUUCAUAUUUACAAAUCUAUACAAUUGGCCAGAAUAUGGUUGUUCAUUUUUACAAAGCCAUACAUAUUGUUUAUGCAGUGUUGAGGAAUGUGAAAGAACACCCUUGAUUAUUUUUACUGUGAUAACUUAUUUUGCUUUUGUAAGCCAACACUUUUGAGAUCAGUCAAUAAAUGCUUCUGGUAUUGACUUAUAUGCUGCCCCUGUCUUCAUGUUGUUGCUGGACAUAUCUUUUUAAAAAUGUGUGUAGGUCACCUAAAUCAUCAGAAAAAUUGCCCCUCCUGAGAAUUUUUUCAGGAGCCGCCACUGCUCUACAGUAGAUUGCAACUCCACCCCCUUUGGCAGUUCUAUCUAGACGGAAAAUGUUAUAGUUGGGGAUGGAAAUUUCAGAAUUUUUGGUGACUUCACAGCGCUGUAUGGGUUUGACUGACAGCCAUUCUGAACUUGAGCACUUCACGCGACAAGAAGUUGCCCCCAUCCCUCACGCUAAUUGGACAACUUUUGCAAAUGUUUUGUUGUCUUGACUGAGAGAAAUGCUGUAAAUUAAGAUGACUCCAUGUAUUUUGAAAGAUGAGACGUUGAGGAUUAUAAUACAAUAAAUAUCGCUUUGAUGUCAUACAAGCAAGCCAAACAGCCAUGAGUCCAAAUGUGCACGUCACAUUUCCAUAUAAUAAAACUCAUGUCAUAUACAGUGUCAACGUUUAUGAUCACUAUGUUUGAUGUACAGUUACUUGGUUGUUCUGAACAGAAUUAGCCUAUAUUUGUCUAUUGUGAAGAAAAUUCGCCUCGGCACACGCACCUGAAUGCACACAUGACUCCUUUCUAUGCGCAUCAAAAUUAUCUGUUUCCCUGAAUUGCAUUGUCAAAGCCUAACACUGUAAUAUCGUAUUUUAUAACUUAGCUAGUCAUGAUGGCAAUAGAACAGAACUUUCAGAUGAUGCUCACCUUACCCAGAUUGCAAUUUAUAAUGGACCAUUUUUGAAUUGCAUAAAGGACAGUAAUUGUGUGAGGGCAGGGAUGCAGGGUUGUUUUCCCAAAAAAAAUACUAUAAGUGUGUUUGCUCUAGUUCCUCAAUGGCACAGCUAGGAGAGCAACAUUUUUUUUUAAACAGUUCGUUCAAGAUUGACGGCGAAAUUGGAGGUCUAUCCAUGUCAUGAAGAUGUCGGAAAAUGCCUUCAAAACUGGCCACUGGGGGGGGGCAACAUUGAGCGCUAUUACCAUCAAGUUCAAUCCCAGUAGUGGACACUUAACCCUUACCUUGACCAUUCAGAAUGAGUGCCUAAACUUAACCAUUAACUUCUAAAUUUGACGUUUGGAGAAAUGGAACGAUACAGAGCAGCAGGAGCAAUAAAACACUUUGAAAUGUGACGUUUGGAGAAUGUGGAUGAACGUCUAAUUCUGCACUGAGACCCUUGAGAGCUUUUAAUUGAAGACUUAUAAAGCACCUUAUAAUUGAAGACUCUUCUUUGAGUCAUAGAAGUGCAUUGACAUUUCUUAAGAACUAUGCACACUUUGGAGAGGUGUGUGGCCACUUGGAGACACCAGUUAGUCCUCUCACUCAAACCCUUGUAAUUUUUUGUCUUAUGUUGCACCUACCCCACAUUUUCAUGGAAUAGUCUUAUCAUGUUACUGAAUGUAUCCAGAGUAUCUUCAGAUUUUGUUAUAAACAAAUGCGGCAGAAAGUACAGUAAAUGUAAAAUUAACAUAAAAUCAACAGUGUAAUGUUUGGAUUCAGAUUGUGUAAGGUGAACUGUUGUAUACUCACCGUUGGUCUAAUAAAUUCCCCAUACUCUCCAAACUGUUUCCUUUCAAUUGCUACCAUGGUUAUGCAUGUGCUUUUCAUAUUUCUUCUGUAAGAAACAUUUCAAUUUAGCCCGAUCCAUAUAAGCCAAUUCCCACGAGUGUAAAGGGUUAACAUGCUACCCUCCUCCUCCUCGCAGAUAAAGAGUGAGUACAGUAUGUGUACUUUCUUUGAACCUGUUGCUCUAACCCCAUCUCCUCCUCUCCAUUUCUCCUCCUCUCCAUCUCUCCUCCUCCCUCUGUCUGUCCAGGUAUUCUAAACUGGCCGACCCAGCUGAGUGGCUGUCCAUCAACACCACCAACGGUCAGAUCGUCACCACGGCAACCCUGGACAGAGAGUCCAUCUACGUCAAAAACAACAUCUACGAAGCCACCUUCCUCGCAGUCGAUAACGGUGAGUCUGUGUCCACUAUGUGUGUGCGUAUGUGGUGGGGCAUGUGUGGCAGAAAGACAAGACAGAGAGAAAGGAGACAUGAUGUGCAGAAGAUAGAGGUGGUCCCAGUGGGGUUGAGCAGAGACAUAACUAAAGCUGAGUUAGAUCUGAAACUCCUGGUUACAGAGAGCUAGUCAUGCUGUAUCGAUCCGUUGCCCUUCCUCUUCUCUUUUCCUCCUCUCUUCCUUUCUCCUCUCUUCCUUUCUCCUCUGCCCAUGGCAUUGAGUGUGGCACAUCCAGUUUGUUCUGCCGCCCAGUCAAAGCUCAAGCUUAACCGAGCACAAACUCAAUCGCAGCAAACAAAAAUACUAUUUUUUUCUCCUGCGGAAGCAAACAGAGUACUAUUCCCCCCCCCCCCAAAGUGCCUUAUCAGUGACAUGCAGUGCAUUGGUGUGUUUACCUAAAGUUGGGAUGGCUUUGAAGCAUGAUUGACAUUGCCUGUGCAUGUGCGUGUGCGUGUGCGUGUGUGUGUGCGUGUGUGUGUGUGUGUGUGUGUGUGUGUGUGUGUGUGUGUGUGUGUGUGUGUGUGUGUGUGUGUGUGUGUGUGUGUGUGUGUGUGCGUGCGUGUUCACAGUGAUUGACAACUUCAGAAACCAUGAUGUGUACUUCCUGUGUUGUUUUCUGCAGCAGAGGGGGGGAUUAGACAGCAAACCCAUUAGGGCUGACACGCUCCCAUCAUUUCCAUGCCUCCGCUCGCGCUUUCUCUCGUUCUCUCCUUUCCCUUCUCUUUUUCCAUUUCAUCUUCUCUGUCCCUCUCUCUCCUUGCAAACUUUUUCAAAGCCCUCUGACCCUAUGAAAGUUCCAUGUGACAUGUUUUCUCUGCACUUUUCCAUGUGACAUGUUUUCUCCCUCUCAUUAUGUAGAUCACCGUUUUUAGGUUCGCCACCAGUGGUAUUAUUGGGAAAUUAUGGCUGUGUGUGUGUGUGUGUGUGUGUGUGUGUGUGUGUGUGUGUGUGUGUGUGUGUGGUGUGUGUGUGUGUGUGUGUGUGUGUGUGUGUGCGUGUGCGUGCGUGUGUGUGUGUGUGUUGCAGACUGUGUGGGUGUAGGGAGAGUGUCUGCUGUGAUAAAGUGAGAGGGAUUAAGGAAGCGCUGGGGGUGGUGGGAGGAUGAGAGGAUGAGAGAAGGAGGCAGAAAGAGAAAGAGGGGGGUGACAGUAUUUAGGAGAGAAACACAGUCAGAGAGAGCUAACAUAUUAUCAUGGCUGUCACCACCAAAUCACCUACACACACAUCUGUUUUAACCCACCUAUGGAUUUGUUUAUUUCUUCUUUAAAGAACAUACGGUAGGCUUGCUAGAAGUCCUUUCUUCACGCCUGAAAUCUUUUAGCCGACAUGAAGAAAAAAAAUAUUAUUACAAAUCCUUUUGAGGAAUUUACACAAACAUAAUUAUUUAUUUAGCUGGUUAAAACCCCCAUAAUUCUCCUAUCAGCCUCAGCAAGCUGCUUCCACAUGUCCCCCAUACAUGACUGGGAUUAACAAACUAAACCACCAGACAGGGGAACUAAACCACCAGACAGGGAAACUAAACCACCAAACAGGGGAACUAAACCACCAGACAGGGAAACUAAACCACCAGACAGGGGAACUAAACCACCAGACAGGGGAACUAAACCACCAGACAGGGGAACUAAACCACCAGACAGGGGAACUAAACCACCAGACAGGGGAACUAAACCACCAGACAGGGGAACUAAACCACCAGACAGGGAAACUAAACCACCAGACAGGGGAACUAAACCACCAGACAGGGGAACUAAACCACCAGACAGGGGAACUAAACCACCAGACAGGGGAACUAAACCACCAGACAGGGGAACUAAACCACCAGACAGGGGAACUAAACCACCAGACAGGGGAACUAAACCACCAGACAGGGGAACUAAUCCACCAGACAGGGGAACCCUUCCAGUCUGUAUGUGCACGCAUGCGGGGACAUGUUUGUUUCUCUCUGUGUGUGUGUGUGUGCUUUUGUGUGCAUAAGCUAUGUGAUGUGUGUCUUACCACUCUCCCCUCACUGCUUUGUUCCAAUAGAGAAGAUAUGGACUCAGGAGUAGAGAUGGAUACAGUGAAGUGGAAUUAGGGAAAUAGUAUCCACAGACUUGAUGAAAGGAGAACAUACAGUAUGGUCCGUCUGUCACCAUACAGACUACAGAGAACGCGCUGUAAGGUAGCUACCCAGUUUACACACCUCUGUUGGUGGUGAAUAUGGUCAUCAUAGUAUUGGAGACUAGUACUGAACAAAAGUCAACAUUGAGAUGAUAAUCCCCCCAUGUUAAAUGUCAUGCCUCCUAUUUUACUUCUUCAUCUGUCAGUUAGCAAGCCUUCUGCUGUUGCUGAUAAGGUCAAGGGUUAUGAACUGGUAACUGAUGUAAAUUAUCAUGACUGCAGGAUUCCUCUGGUACCCCUGUCCCUCUCUCUCCUCUCUCCUUCUCUCUCCCGCUCCUCUGUAGUACUCUUUAUCUCACUCUCCCCGUCUUUCUCCCUCUUUGUCAAAUGUCUUGCACCGUUGCCAAGUUUAAUUGCCAGAUCUGUGAGCUUUACAUAAAUCUUUGGUAAAUGACAGAGCUCUUAUCUCUGUCCCGGGCUUGGUUCUGGGACACUUCCCCACUAACCAUUGGCUGAGCCAGCGGGGCGUGGCAGGUAAAUUACUUCUAAUUGGAGGCAGCAAAGGGUCACCGGCCCCCUGACACACACUCAAUAAACAGCACUGAGCUGAUAGUACUGCUGCACACAGUCUCUCUCUCUCUCAUUUAGACUGAGACAGUCACUCUUUUUAUUUAUUUAUUUCUUUUUAACACACACACAUGACUCUCUUUUUCUCUAGUAUACUGUCUCUUCCUCUCUUAUACACAUUUGGUAUUUUUCUCUUUCCUCUUGCUGUACUUUCUCGUUCUGUCUCUCUUGUCGUUUCUCUCUGAUUGCUGAAGGCCUUUUCUCUCUUCAGUCUUUCUCUGACAUCUAAAUGUUAUGUGGCCAUGUCCAUCGGUUCACUCAGUCAAUGCAAAUGGCCUUCACAUUGUGUAUGUAUACAUGUUUACACACACACACACACACACACACACACAUACAUAUACACACACCUCAGAGAAAAUAUCCACAGACUGUUUUAUUGUGUUAUAUUAAUUGUUAUUGUCUCUGGCGAGUGUGUGAGCUGUGUAUGUAGGGAGAUGGGUUGUGAUGAGAGGGAUUUGGCUGUAAGAAAUAAGGGGAGGUUGAACAGUGUCAAAGUGCGACGUGAAUGCGGUAGGCGAAGUCAAACGCAGGACACCGAGCUACUGGAAACAAUACUUUACUAACAAAGUAACCAGAAUACAAAACAACCUCCAAACAGGGAGGGGAAUACCCGCACACUAGCAACUGCCGAAAAUGACGAGAACAAUCACACACAACACACAAUGAACGACAGAGGGUUAAAUAGGGAAUACAAUACAACAUAAUAGGAAACAGGUGUACACAAUCAAGACAAAACAAGUCAAACACAGAAACAUAGAUCGGUGGCAGCUAGUACUCCGGGGACGACGAACGCCGAAGCCUGCCCGAGCAAGGAGGAGGAGCAGCCUCGGCUGAUUGCUUGACAAACAGCCAAAUAGUCAGAAGUGUUUCUGUCAGGAACAGAGUUUUCCUCUGGCACCAAAGCUCCCUAGCAGUUCUCUCUCUCUCUCUCUCUCUCUCUCUCUCUCUCUCUCUCUCUCUCUCUCUCUCUCUCUCUCUCUCUCUCUCUCUCUCUCUCUCUCUCUCUCUCUCUCUCAAUUCAAAGGGCUUUAUUGGCAUGGGAAACAUAUGUUUAUAUUGCCAAAGCAAGUUAAAUGGAUAAUAAAAAAUGAACAGUAAACAUUACAUUCACAAAAGUUCAAAAGCAAUAGAGACAUUUAAAAUGUCAUAUUAUGGCUAUAUACAGCGUUGUAAGGAUGUGCAAAUAGCUCAAGUACAAAAGGGAAAAUAAUUAAACAUAAAUGUGGGUUGUCUAUAUGGGUUGUAUUUACAAUGGUGUUUGUUCUUCACUGGUUGCCGUUUUCUUGUGGCAACAGGUCACACAUCUUGCUGCUGUGAUGGCACACUGUGGUAUUUCACCCAAUAUAUAUAUUUUUUAAUUGGAUUUGUUUUCGAAUUCUUUGUGGGUCUGUGUAAUCUGAGGGAAGUAUGUGUCUCUAAUAUGGUCAUACAUUUGGCAGGAGGUUAGGAAGUGCAGCUCAGUUUCCAACUCAUUUUGUGGGCAGUAUGCACAUAGCCUGCCUUCUCUUGAGAGCCAGGUCUACCUACGGCAGCCUCUCUCAAUAGCAAGGCUUUGCUCACUGAGUCUGUACACAGUCAAAGCUUUCCUUAAUUUUGGGUCAGUCACAGUGGUCAGGUAUUCUGCCACUGUGUACUCUCUGUUUAGAGCCAAAUAGCGUUCUAGUUUGCUCUGUUUUCUUGUUAAUUCUUUCCAAUGUGUCAAGUAAUUAUAUUUUUGUUUGCUCAUGAUUUGGUUGGGUGUAAUUGUGUUGCUAUCCUGGGGCUCUGUGGGGUCUGUUUGUGUUUGUAAACAGAGCCCCAGGACCAGCAUGCUUAGAGGACUCUUCUCCAGGUUAAUCUCUCUGUAGGUGAUGGCUUUGUUAUGUAAGAUUUGGGAAUCGCUUCCUUUUAGGUGGUUGUAGAAUUUAAUGGCUCUUUUCUGGAUUUUGAUAAUUAGCGGGUUUCGGCCUAAUUCUGCUCUGCAUGCAUUAUUUGGUGUUUUACGUUAUACACUGAGGAUAUUUUUGCAGAAUUCUGCAUGCAGUCUCAAUUAGGUGUUUGUCCCAUUUUGUGAAUUCUUGGUUGGUGAGCGGACCCCAGACCUCACAACCAGAAAGGGCAAUGGGUUCUAUAACUGAUUCAAGUGUUUUUUGCCAGAUCCUAAUUGGUAUGUUGAAUUUUAUGUUCCUUUUGAUGGCAUAGAAGGCCCUUCUUGCCUUGUCUCUCAGAUCGUUCACAGCUUUGUGGAAGUUACCUGUGGCGCUGAUGUUUAGGCCAAGGUAUGUAUAGUUUUUUGUGUGUGCGCUAGGGCAAUGGUGUCUAGAUGGAAUUUGUAUUUGUGGUCUUGGCAACUGGACCUUUUUUGGAACACCAUUAUUUUUGUCUUACUGAGAUUUACUGUCAGGGCCCAGAUCUGACAGAAUCUGUGCAGAAGAUCUAGGUGCUGCUGUAGGCUCUUUAAUAGUUGAUUCUAAGAUUUGUAUUUGAUCAUGUAUAUGUUUUUGCUGUUUGUUCUUUGUUAUAGAACCAAAAAGAUUGGAGAAGUGGUUUAUCCAUACAUCUCCGUUUUGGAUAGAUACUGUAACUCUUCGUGUUGUUGUUUGUUUGGUGUGUUCCAAUUUUCCCAGAAGUGGUUAGAUUUGAUGGAUUCUUCAAUUUCAUUGAGCUGAUUUCUGACGUGCUGUUCCUUCUUUUUCCGUAGUGUAUUUGUGUAUUGUUUUAGUGAUUCACCAUAGUGAAUAGGCGUAGGCUCAGGUUCUCUGUUUUCUCUUUCUUAGGUUUUUGCAUUCUUCAUCAAACCAUUUGUCUUUGUUGUUAAUUUUCUUAGGUUGUCUGCUUGAUAUUUUUUAGAUUUGAUAGGGAGCUGAGAGGUGAAAUAUACUGUUUAGGUUUUCUACUGCCAAGUUUACACCUUUACUAUUACAGUGAAACGUUUUGUCCAGGAAGUUGUCUGUCUCUCUCUCUCUCUCUCUCUCUCUCUCUCUCUCUCUCUCUCUCUCUCUCUCUCUCGCGCGCUCUCUCUCUCUCUCUCUCUCUCUCUCUCUCUCUCUCUCUCUCUCUCUCUCUCUCUCUCUCUCUCUCUCUCUCUCUCUCUCUCUCUCUCUCUCUCUCUCUCUCUCUCAUUACAGGAGAUACACUUAUCUCUCGGUAUAUCUAUCUUUCUCCCUUUCUGUCUGUCUUCCUUUAUUUGCUUUCUCACUAUCUCCACUUCCAGUCCUUUUCUCUAGUUCUCUCACUCUAUCUUCCUACCCUGUCUCUGUCGUCUCUCUCUCUCUAUCUUUCUCUCUCUGCCCCCUUGAAGAGAAGUCAUUGUUCUGUUAGGGUAUUGUUUGGAAAGGGCAGUGAGUGUUCUGAUCAGUGUGCAGCUGUGAGGCCAUGUGUGUGUGAGGGUUAAUGGAGACACGCAUGGCCGUGAGUGUUUGCUUAACAAUAACAACAACAGUAACAAUAACCCCUUCCCUUACCUCAUCUCCCCCUUGCCUUUCCUCCACUCUCCCCCUCUCCUGUCCUCCCAGGCUCUCCCAUGGCCAGCGGUACAGGAACCCUCCAGAUCAAUCUGAUAGAUGUGAAUGAUAAUGCUCCGUCUCUGCUGCCCCGUGAGUCUCAGAUCUGUGAGCGCAUCAACCGCAACACUGGCAUCAACAUCACGGCUGCAGACUCAGACACGGACCCCAACGUAGGCCCCUUCGUAUUUGAGCUGCCCACCUUCCCCACCAGCGUACGACGCAACUGGACUGUGUCACGUCUCAACGGUGAGGGGUGGGGGGGUAGUAAAGGCAGUGCCUAAGAAUGUUUUGAUAUUGGAUAUUAACAGUAUGUAUCUGUCUGUUCCCUCUCUCCCCUCCCCUUCCCAGGUGACUAUGCCCGGUUGAGUUUGCGGAUCCAGUAUCUGGAGCCUGGGGUGUAUGAGGUGCCUGUGAUUGUGAGCGACUCAGGGAACCCUCCGCUCUCCAACAGGUCCAUUAUAAAGGUCAAGGUGUGUCCGUGUGAUGAGAACGGAGACUGCACCCUGGUCGGGGCUGUGGCUGCCGCAGGACUGGGGACUGGAGCCAUCAUAGCCAUACUCAUCUGUAUCAUCAUACUGCUCAGUGAGUAGAUACACACAAACUAUUUUUCUUGUAUUCACAAGCACACACAGAGAAUACACAUACACACCUGCCAUACCUCCAGACGCUUCACUUAGUUUCGCUCAGAGCCAUCACUUUCUUAUUAACAGCUAAUUGUGUUCACCGCUCUCAGAGAGUAUAGAAACAGACUAGGGCAGUCAGAGUUUACUCAAAUUCAGUUGUAGUAAUUUGAGGGUAGACAUUUUUUUCAAUUGUGAUUGAUCGCAUUGUCUGAAAUCGUUGAAAAUAUGCUGAAAACAUCCCAAAUACAUCAUCUAUACAGCUAAAAACAACAAUGCAAUGUAGAAACAAGUUGACUUUGAGGUUAAAGAAAGUGUGCUUUCUCAAUUUACCUAAUUUUGCUAAACGUUACUUUAGACAAAAUCAAGACGUCAAUAUUCUUGUAAUGUUUAUUGUAGGAAAAAUCGUAAAUGACAGCUUAAUCAGAAUUUGCUAUUAAACGCGAUUAAUCAAAUCAAAUCAUGUUUUCUUUGUCACAUGAGCCGAAUACAACAGUGUAGACCUUACAGUGCGGUAGCAGAGAGAACAGUCUAUGCAUCAUCUGAAAGAUCUGUUGGGGCGGUAUGCAAAUUGGAGUGGGUCUAGGGUUUCUGGGAUAAUGGUGUUGAUGUGAGCCAUGACAAGCCUUUCAAAGCACUUCAUGGCUACAGACGUGAGUGCUAUGGGUCGGUAGUCAUUUAGGCAGGUUACCUUAGUGUUCUUGGGCACAGGGACUAUGGUGGUCUGCUUGAAACAUGUUGGUAUUACAGACUCAGUCAGGGACAUGUGAAAAUGUCAGUGAAGACACUUGCCAGUUGGUCAGCGCAUGCUCGGAGUACAUGUCCUGGUAAUCAAUCAAUCAAUCAAUCAAUUUUAUUUUAUAUAGCCCUUCGUACAUCAGCUAAUAUCUCGAAGUGCUGUACAGAAACCCAGCCUAAAACCCCAAACAGCUAGUAAUGCAGGUGUAGAAGCACGGUGGCUAGGAAAAACUCCCUAGAAAGGCCAAAACCUAGGAAGAAACCUAGAGAGGAACCAGGCUAUGAGGGGUGGCCAGUCCUCUUCUGGCUGUGCCGGGUGGAGAUUAUAACAGAACCAUGCUAAGAUGUUCAAAAAUGUUCAUAAGUGACAAGCAUGGUCAAAUAAUAAUCAGGAAUAAAUCUCAGUUGGCUUUUCAUAGCCGAUCAUUAAGAGUUGAAAACAGCAGGUCUGGGACAGGUAGGGGUUCCAUAACCGCAGGCAGAACAGUUGAAACUGGAAUAGCAGCAAGGCCAGGCGGACUGGGGACAGCAAGGAGUCACCACGGCCGGUAGUCCCGACGUAUGGUCCUAGGGCUCAGGUCUCUCAGUUGGCUUUUCAUAGCCGAUCAUUAAGAGUUGAAAACAGCAGGUCUGGGACAGGUAGGGGUUUCGUAACCGCAGGCAGAACAGUUGAAACUGGAAUAGCAGCAAGGCCAGGCGGACUGGGGACAGCAAGGUGUCAGCAUGCCCGGUAGUCCUGACGUAUGGUCCUAGGGCUCAGGUUCUCAGAGAGAAAGAGAGAACGAGAGAAUUAGAGAGAGCAUACUUAAAUUCACACAGGACACUGGAUAAGACAGGAGAAGUACUCCAGGUAUAACCAACUAACCCCAGCCCCCCGACACAUAAACUACUGCAGCAUAAAUACUGGAGGCUGAGACAGGAGCGGUCCGGAGACACUGUGGCCCCAUCCGAAGAAACCCCCGGACAGGGCCAAACAGGAAGGAUAUAACCCCACCCACUCUGCCAAAGCACAGCCCCCGCACCACUAGAGGGAUAUCCUCAACCACCAACUUACAAUCCUGAGACAAGGCCGAGUAUAGCCCACAGAGGUCUCCACCACAGCACAAACCAAGGGGGGGCGCCAACCCAGACAGGAAGAUCACGUCAGUAACUCAACCCACUCAAGUGACGCACCCCUCCUAGGGACGGCAUGAAAGAGCACCAGCAAGCCAGUGACUCAGCCCCUGUAACAGGGUUAGAGGCAGAGAACCCCAGUGGAGAGAGGGGAACCGGCCUGGCCCUGCGGCCUUGUGAAUGUUGACCUGUUUAAAAGUCUUACUCACAUCGGCUACGGAGAGCGUGAUCACACAGUCGUCCGGAACAGCUGAUGCUCUCAUGCAUGCUUCAGUGUGCUUGCCUCGAAGCGAGCAUAGAAGUAAUUUAGCUCGUCUGGUAGGCUUGUGUCACUGGGCAGCUCGCGGCUGUGCUUCCAUUUGUAGUCCGUAAUAGUUUGCAAGCCCUGCCACAUUCUACGAGCAUUGGAGCCGGUGUAGUACGAUUCGAUCUUAGUCCUGUAUUGACGCUUUGCCUGUUUGAUGAUUCGUCGGAGGGCAUAGUGGUAUUCAUAAUAAGCGUCCAGGUUAGAGUCCCGCUCCUUGAAAGUGGCAGCUCUACCCUUUAGCUCAGUGCGGAUGUUGCCUGUAAUCCAUGGCUUCUGGUUGGGGUAUGUACGUACGGUCACUGUGGGGAUGACGUCAUCUAUGCACUUAUUGAUGAAGCCAGUGACUGAUGUGGUGUACUCCUCAAUGUCAUCGGAAGAAUCCCGGAACAUAUUCCAGUCUGUGCUAGCAAAACAGUCCUGUAGCUUAGCAUCUGCGUCAUCUGACCACUUCUGUAUUGAGUGAGUCAUUGGUACUUCCUGCUUUAGUUUUUGCAUGUAAGCAGGAAUCAGGAGGAUAUAAUUAUGGUCAGAUUUGCCAAAUGGAGGGCGAGGGAGAGCUUUGUAUGCGUCUCUGUGUGUGGAGUAAAGGUGGUCUAGAGUUAUUUUUCCUCUGGUUGCACAUUUAACAUGCUGGUAGAAAUUAGGUAGAACGGAUUUAAGUUUCCCUGCAUUAAAGUCCCCGGCCACUAGGAGCGCCGCCUCUGGAUGAGCAUUUUCUUGUUUGCUUAUGGCCUUAUACAGUUCGUUGAGUGUGGUCUUAGUGCCAGCAUCAGUUUGUGGUGGUAAAUAGACAGCCAUGAAAAAUAUAGAUGAAAACUCUCUUGGUAAAUAGUGUGGUCUACAGUUUAUCAUGAGAUACUCUACCUCAGGCGAGCAAAACCUCAAGACUUCCUUAAAAUUAGAUUUUGUGCACCUGUCUUGUAUACAGUUCCUUGCAAAAGUAUACAUCCCCCUUGGCAUUUUUCCUAUUUUGUUGCAUUACAACCUGUAAUUUAAAUGGAUUUUUAUUUGGAUUUCAUGUAAUGGACAUACACAAAAUAGUCCAAAUUGGUGAAGUGAAAUUUUAAAAAUAACCUGUUUCAACAAAUUCUAAAAAAUACAUAACGGAAAAGUGGUGCGUGCAUAUGUAUUCACCCCCUUUGCUAUGAAGCCCCUAAAUAAGAUCUGGUGCAACCAAUUACCUUCAGAAGUCACAUAAUUAGUUAAAUAAAGUCCACCUGUGUGCAAUCUAAGUGUCACAUGAUCUGUCACAUGAUCUCAGUAUAUAUACACCUGUCCUGAACAGCCCCAGAGUCUGCAACACCACUAAGCAAGGGGCAUCACCAAGCAAGCGGCACCAUGAAGACCAAGGAGCUCUCCAAACAGGUCAGGGACAAAGUUGUGGAGAAGUACAGAUCAGGGUUGGGUUAUAAAAAAAUAUCAGAAACUUUGAACAUCCCACGGAGCACCAUUAAAUCCAUUAUAAAAAAAUGGAAAGAAUAUGGCACCACAACAAACCUGCCAAGAAAGGGCCGCCCACCAAAACUCACGGACCAGGCAAGGAGGGCAUUAAUCAGAGAGGCAACAAAGAGACCAAAGAUAACCCUGAAUGAGCUGCAAAGCUCCACAGCGGAGAUUGGAGUAUCUGUCCAUAGGACCACUUUAAGCCGUACACUCCACAGAGCUGGGCUUUACGGAAGAGUGGCCAGAAAAAAGCCAUUGCUUAAAGAAACAAAUAAGCAAACACGUUUGGUGUUCACCAAAAGGCAUGUGGGAGACUCGCCAAACAUAUGGAAGAGGUACUCUGGUCAGAUGAGACUAAAAUUGAGCUUUUUGGCCAUCAAGGAAAACGCUAUGUCUGGUGCAAACCCAACACCUCUCAUCACCCCGAGAACUCCAUCCCCACAGUGAAGCACGGUUGUAGCAGCAUCAUGAUGUGGGGAUGUUUAGCAUCGGCAGGGACUGGGAAACUGAUCAGAAUUGAAGGAAUGAUGGAUGGCGCUAAAUACAGGGAAAUUCAUGAGGGAAACCUGUUUCAGUCUUCCUGAGAUUUGAGACUGGGACGGAGGUUCACCUUCCAGCAGGACAAUGACCCUAAGCAUACAGCUAAAGCAACACUCGAGUGGUUUAAGGGGAAACAUUUAAAUGUCUUGGAAUGGCCUAGUCAAAGCCCAGACCUCAAUCCAAUUGAGAAUCUGUGGUAUGACUUAACGAUUGCUGUACACCAGCAGAACCCAUCCAACUUGAAGGAGCUGGAGCAGUUUUGCCUUGAAGAAUGGGCAAAACUCCCAGUGGCUAGAUGUGCCAAGCUUAUAGAGACAUACCCAUUUUUACAUUUACAUUUUAGUCAUUUAGCAGAAGCUCUUAUCCACAGCGACUUACAGUUAGUGAAUACAUUUAUGUUUUAAAUAUUUUUUAAUACUGGCCCCCCGUGGGAAACGAACCCACAACCCUGGCGUUGCAAACGCCAUGCUCUAUCAACUGAGCUACAUCCCUGCCGGCCAUUCCCUCCCCUACCCUGGACGACGCUGGGCCAAUUGUGCGCUGUCCAUGAGUCUCCCGGUCGCGGCCGGCUGCGACAGAGCCUGGAUUCGAGCCAGGAUCUCUAGUGGCAGACCACUGCGCCACUCAGGAGUACCCCAAGAGACUUGAAUUUUAAACAAAGUCACGGGUCUGGGUCGGAUCUGAUAUGAUUGUCACGGGUCUCGGGUAUGUGUAAUUUUAACUGACUUGUCCGGAAGGGCCCGUACAGAUCCGAAUGCGACUGCUGCAGUAAUCUAUGCUGCUGCUCCUGCUUUUCACGAGUGUGGAGCAUGGCGCGUGUAGCAUUUUGUUGUUGUUGGCCAAUCAUAAGUCAUCAAAGCGGUAAUAGGCUACAGUCAUAGAGCCUCCAUGAGUGGCAAAAGUUAGGGGAUAUCUAAUGAAUGGAAGAUGGAAUUAAAAUGGCAGAACUAAAAGGAGAAGGAUAGGCUACAACGACCAAGAGCCAACAGGUAGGCUGCUACUUAAUAUUCUGAAUGGAGUUUUUGUAACUGUAGGAUGAGAAAGCGAAUGCACUGCAGCCUCAAUUAGCCUAGCUAGAUAGAUUUCUCCCGUUUUGAUGCAGUCAAGACAGGUACUAUGUAAUCAUAUUUUAAGAUAAAUAAUCUAGCUAUGGCAGCUAUUAGUCUACUAUAGCUCGAGUCGUCUCUCCCACCUACUCCCCAUGUCACUCACUCACAGUACGGCCCCUCCCCCACCUGCUAGAGAUGCACCUCUCUCCCCCGCCUCUCGCACUUUAGCAGCUCCAAUGACUAAAGUAGCUUAAAUUAUGACUUUUCUGCUGCUUCCCUCACUCAGAUCAGACCGGAUAGGGUCUGGAUCUGACCAGGUUUAUACGGAACAGGUCUAGUUGUCCUCCGGUUAGUUCGGAACAGGUCUCUAUAUUUAAAAAAAAAAUAGUUAUGCAUAUCGGGUCCGGGUGGGAAAGCCCCAGGUCCAUUUCGGAAUGGGUCCAACUUUUUGGACCCAUGAAGACCUCUAUCUGUAGCUACCACUACCUCCUCACUACACACUGUACAUCAGAUGCCUCCCUAUGAUCACAUGUUAUAUUAAACCACCUUUCUUACCAGAUGCUGAAGUGGGUUAUGAUUUGCUGUUCUCUCAUUUGGGCCUUCAAUUCAUCAAACAUUUACCAUACAGUAAACACAAUAGCAUACAUGUUGUAUUAUAGAUGAAUGCCUAGCUGGCCAUCAGAAUGUGUUCUCUCUGAGUUGGUGACCCCAUGGGUUUUAUUAUUGGGUUCUGUCAGACAGAGGUUGUAAUGCGGACUUGUCUUGCUAAGGUGCUGCUGGUGGUUUGCUGUGUGGUGUGUGCUCAUGGAUUACAUUUACAUCAUGCUUUUCACUCUUGUGUAUGGUAGUACAGUCCUAUCCUCCACAAAUGUGUAGAGCUUUUUGUGUGGUUGUGUAUUUUGCAGUAGGCCAAUAAUGUGGUUUAAGCUUUGUUGGUUGUGUGUUUUGCAGUAGAAGUGUGUUAACAAAGGUUUGUUGGUUGUGUGUUUUGCAGUAGUAGUGUGUUAACAAAGGUUUGUUGGUUGUGUGUUUUGCAGUAGUAGUGUGUUAACAAAGGUUUGUUGGUUGUGUGUUUUGCAGUAGUAGUGUGUUAACAAAGGUUGUUGGUUGUGUGUUUUGCAGUAGUAGUGUGUUAACAAAGGUUUGUUGGUUGUGUGUUUUGCAGUAGUAGUGUGUUAACAAAGGUUUGUUGGUUGUGUGUUUUGCAGUAGUAGUGUGUUAACAAAGGUUUGUUGGUUGUGUGUUUUGCAGUAGUAGUGUGUUAACAAAGGUUGUUGGUUGUGUGUUUUGCAGUAGUAGUGUGUUAACAAAGGUUUGUUGGUUGUGUGUUUUGCAGUAGUAGUGUGUUAACAAAGGUUGUUGGUUGUGGUUUUGCAGUAGUAGUGUGUUAACAAAGGUUUGUUGGUUGUGUGUUUUGCAGUAGUAGUGUGUUAACAAAGGUUUGUUGGUUGUGUGUUUUGCAGUAGUAGUGUGUUAACAAAGGUUUGUUGGUUGUGUGUUUUGCAGUAGUAGUGUGUUGUUAAAGGUGUUGUGUGUGUUGUGUUCCAGGUAUGGUACUAGUGUUUGUGGUGUGGAUGAAGCGCAGAGAGAAGGAGAGACAGACCAAACAGCUACUGAUCGACCCAGAGGACGAUGUCAGAGAUAACAUCCUGAAAUACGACGAGGAGGGAGGGGGAGAGGAGGACCAGGUACACACACACACACCACACACUGAGACACACACACACUCAGAGACACACACACACAGAUACAGACUUAUAAACAUAUACAUGUAUAUUUACAGUAUAUAUCACAUACACACAUAUAUUACACAUACACCCACAAACACUGAGUGCAAGUUAGUUAUGUCUUGAGGUUGACUGUAUCAUCUGUCUGUGUGUGUCUCUGUGCAGGACUAUGACCUAAGCCAGCUGCAGCAGCCUGACUCUCUGGAACACAUCAUCAGUAAGCCCCAGGGGGUACGGAGGGUGGAUGAGCGCCCCAUCAUCCCUGAGUCCCAGUAUCCCAUCCGACCUGCGAUCCCCCACCCUGGGGACAUCGGGGACUUCAUCAACGAGGUGAGGGGGGCAACCAGGGGUCAUAUUAUUGUUUUGUUUAUUUCUUUAUCAAGAUACCGUUUAGUCCAUCAGCACUUUUCUACUUGUGACUUGACACAAACACAGACACAAUUCCACAUACAAGGCACAAUGACUAACCUACAAUACACAACUUCAAACACACAACAUGAGACAUUGAAAUAAAAAAUGAAUAUAUCUGUAAAUACAUGGUGGUGCAUAUACUGUGUACCUCCUUAUUUCUAAGAUACAUUUGAUUCACCUUCUGUUUCAGGUAAAUGUGUGAGAUCUGAGGAUAAUAUUGCUUAAAUGUAGGCAUUUUCUGCAUGCUGUUUGUUUACAGGCUUCAAUGCUCUGAGCUCUGGCAACAGUGGAGAUGGAGAUUACCUGACAGCUGUUAUCACACACACAAACACAUACACAUACAUGUACGCACACACGCGCGUGUUUGUAACUCAUGCAAGAAGGCUUUGAUUGACAGGCGCCAUGACAACAUGUUCACACUUGAGAAGUAUUGGCAGCUGUUCAGCUUUGAUCCAUCCUGCCUACACAUACACACACACACACACACACACACUGAUCUCGCUCCAUCAGUCUGGCAAAACACAAACACAUGGUGGCUCGGCUGCCCACUGUAUCCUCCUCCUUGGGGAUUCUACAUCCCUGCCAAUGACAUCACUUUGUCACUCCCAAUAUAUUGCCUGUAUGCCAACACUUCCCAUCUCCUCUCUGGUGUUUCCUCAGCCUGUGUAUGUUAUCUUACUGAAAGCCUACCCUCCUCUGUCUCUAUAUAGUACUAUACACUAACCUUGCUAAUCCUGUUGGCCUACGCUGUGGUGUUUCCUCAGCCUGUGUUUUUAUUAACUCCCUCCCUCCCUCCGUCCAGGUCAGCCUGUGUUCUAUUAAAGUGGAACUGACAGCGUUUUAACUACUUUGCAGAUAUGAAACAAACAGACAAUCGUAAUAUCAGUCCAAAAUAUAAAAUUCCCAGUUUAUGCUACAAAACCAACUUUAUAAGAGGUUUUAAAAAUAGGUUAUAUUUCAUUCAACAUUCCAUGACGUACACUAAGCCAUUGUUGGCAUUCGGGAAGCACUGUUUCAGUUUCAAUGACUCAAUAUUUUUGACAAACACGGACAAAUAUAACUAAGGCUGGGAAUGUCAAUAUAAUCAAACUAGCAAGGGCAAUGAUCACAAGUCAGUUAUAGCGUGGCUAAUAGGCUAGUGUAUCUAUUUAUGUAGCAAGCUAAAAACACAGAGCUUAACGUUAGCUAGAUAGCUAGCUAGCUGCUAGGAGGAUGUCAUGUCAUGUCAUGCCAUUGGAGGAGUGGGUGAGUGACUGACUUUUUCCCCUCAUAUCGUUUUUCAGUGGCUAUACACAGCUAGAGAUGCAGGUGUCAUUUGGUUAGCUUGCAAGAACUUGAACAACAGUUAUCCAGUUAGCAUAUCUCUUGCGUUCACAAAUUCACUCUGGCUAUGUAAUCUGAUUUCAGAGCAAUCUAGUCUGAGUGUGGCAGAGCGCAGAAUAACUGAUGAAUUUACGAACGCGCAAAACCCGCUGAAUAUGACCGGUGUCAGUAAACUUAGGCAAAAAAAAGUAAUAGUGGUGUCACGAACACUCUAGAUAACAUGUAAACAGCCUAACCAGCUCUGCUACGGCGAGUAAAAUGGUCAGAGUGAGGUGUUCUCUCAUUUGUGUCUGGAAGUAGCUAGCUAGCAAGCUAGCCAACUUUAGCCAGUUAGUUUGGGUGCUUGGUUGGGACAAGCAUGCAUUGGCAGGCAAGCUGCAGAUGGACAAGUAGGCUACAAUUCCCCAUCGUUUAUCAGUGCAAUUUUGAUGGCCAACUAGCUGAAAAAGUUUGAGUGGGUUUAUCUAAUGUUCCUUAGUUAGAUUUUAUCUAAUCUUGCUCUGGCUAGUAUUAGUUGUUGAUCUUGUUAUUGUUGAUGUGUAUAACUGAGGGAGAGAGAGCCUACCUUUUCAUGGUUGUUUGAUCAAUAGGACUGUACAGUUCCCAAAUGUAAGAGGACUCCCGUGGUAUUUACAUAUUUUCAGAAAUCCAUUCAGGUGUAUUUUGUGGCUUUUGGCAAAUGCGUUCUAAUGAUCUAAAAUCGCGCUGUUGCAACUGCCUGUAAACACACAGUCCAGUUCAAAGUGAAUGAUGGCAGGCCAAUGUGGCAAAUGGCUUGUUUGCAUAAAGGCCUACUGUAGCUCUGAUUGGCUAUAGCGCACCGGUCUGCGUAGACUCUUGUCUUGGAUGAGACAGAUGUUUUUAUUCGGUUUUGUUUACUGCAGUGUCUAUUAGUUGUCCAAACGCACGGCCGCUUUCCCACUCUAUAUUUUCACAAAUGCCUUAGUAUACAGUAUGUAAUUCCCAAACAUUCUAAUAAUUUAUGAAAACGUGAAAAUGACCAUAUCUAAGUCCUCGCUUGUUUUAAAAAAAGUGUAAUAUUCUUCCUGGGGGUGUAUAUGAACCAAUUUUAAUAAGAUUUAAUGUUGCCAAAAUACUGUCAGUUCCACUUUAUAGCUCCCUCCCUCCAGGUGAGCCUGUGUUCUAUUAGUAUACAGUAUGUAAUUGUGACACUCUGGCUCUAUGGACUUUAUAAUUGAGCCAGGGUUGUUCAUUUUCAUGUGUUUGGGUGUAUUUCAUUUGGUGGUGUUGGGGAUGGGUGAGUUUCAUUUUGUUUGUGUCUAUGGUGAUUGGUCUAUGACUCCCAAUCGGAGGUAACGAGUGUCAGCUGUCGGCUCGUUAUCUCUGAUUGGGAGCCAUAUAUAUUCUGUUUGUUUUCUCUUUUGUUUUGUGGGUUAUUGUUUCUGUGUUGCUGUUAGUCUGUAUCAGUAGUUUGAACUUCACGUAUCGUCAUUUGUUGUUUUCUUCGUGGUUGCUUUAAAUAAUAAAGUCAUCAUGUUCACUCCACGCGCUGCGUAUUGGUCCGCUCCUUCAGACGAUCGUGACAGAAUAACCCACCACAAAAGGACCAAGCAGCGUAACAAGCGGCAACAGGACCUACCUACACAGGAGUUAUGGACGCCUCCUAAGGAUUUUUGGACAUGGGAGGAGAUUCGGGCUGGAAAGGGUCCUUGGGCACAACCGGAGGAAUAUCACCGCCCUCGUGAAGAGCUGGAGGCAGCCAAAGCCGAGAGGAGGUGGUACGAGGAGGCAGCGCGAAGGCGAGGCUGGAAGCCCGUGGAAGAGAGGCAACCCCAAUAAAUUUUUUGGGGGGGGCACAUGGCUUGGGCAGCUGGGCAGCAGGAGGCUGCCACAGGGAGAAAAGGAGAGAAGGCUAACGGAGUACGGGAGCCAUUGGCGAGUAGAAGGAGGGAAGUUGUUGUGGCACGGCAUGAGAGACUGAAGUGUGUUACCAGUCCGGUCCGGCCCGUUCCUGAUCCCCAGUUAAGGCCAGUGGUGUGUGUUCCCGGUAUGGACCGGCCUGUUCCUACUCCACGCACCAGGACCACGAUGUGCGUCGCCAGCCGGCCAGAGUCUGCCGUCUGCCCAACGGCGCCUGAACUGGCCGUCUGCCCAACGGCGCCGGAACUGCCCGUCUGCCCUAGGGCGUCUGAACUGCCCGUCUGCCAAGCGCUGCAUAAGCCGCCCGUCUGUACUGAGCCUGCAAAGCCGCCCGUCUGCCAUGAGCCUUCAGAGCCGUCCGCCAGAUCGGAGCCGCUAGAGCCUUCCGCCAGACAGGAGCCGCUAGAGCCUUCCGCCAGACAGAAUCAUACACCUGCUAUGGAAUCAGCAGGAGCCGACGCAGCCCAUACUAGACUGGAAGCUCAGGUUCGGGACCAGCAAGAGCAGCUCCUGCAGAUGGGAGCCGCCCUGCUGGAGGUGAUGACUGCAAUCCGAGGCUGGGGUCCGCCUCCACCGCCAGCCGCCCAGCCAGCACCAUCAGCCAGCCAUGAGCAGCCAGAUCCGUCAGCCAGCCAUGAGCAGCCAGAUCCAUCAGCCAGCCAUGAGCAGCCAGAUCCGUCAGCCAGCCAUGAGCAGCCAGAUCCGUCAGCCAGCCAUGAGCAGCCAGAUCCGUCAGCCAGCCAUGAGCAGCCAGAUCCGUCAGCCAGCCAUGAGCAGCCAGACCCGUCAGCCAGCCAUGAGCAGCCAGACCCGUCAGCCAGCCAUGAGCAGCCAGAUCCGUCAGCCAGCCAUGAGCAGCCAGAUCCGUCAGCCAGCCAUGAGCAGCCAGAUCCGUCAGCCAGCCAUGAGCAGCCAGAGCCGUCCAGCCAGGAUCCGCCAGAGCCGUCCAGCCAGGAUCCGCCAGAGCCGUCUAGCCAGGAUCCGCCAGAGCCGUCCAGCAAGGAUCCGCCAGAGCCGUCCAGCCAGGAUCCGCCAGAGCCGUCCAGCCAGGAUCCGCCAGAGCCGUCCAGCCGGGAUCCGCCAGAGCCGUCCAGCCGGGAUCCGCCAGAGCCGUCCAGCCGGGAUCCGCCAGAGCCGUCCAGCCGGGAUCCGCCAGAGCCGACCAGCCGGGAUCCGCCAUUCAGCCUGGUACUGCCCCUUAGUCCGGUGCUGCCCCUUAUCCCGGUGCUGCCCCUUAUCCCGGUGCUGCCCCUUAGGCCGAUGCUGCCCCUUAGUCCGGUGUUGCCCCUUAGUCCAGGUGGGGUUAGUUGGAGGGUGGUCAUUGGGAGGAGGCUACCGAAGCAGGUUGUGACUGUGGUGGGGUGGGGAUCACGACCGGGGCCAGAGCCGCCACCGUGGACAGACGCCCACCCAGACCCUCCCCUAGUCCUGAUGUUGGUGCGCCCGGAGUUCGCACCUUUAGGGGGGGGUACUGUGACACUCUGGCUCUAUGGACUUUAUAAUUGAGCCAGGGUUGUUCAUUUUCAUGUGUUUGGGUGUAUUUCAUUUGGUGGUGUUGGGGAUGGGUGAGUUUCAUUUUGUUUGUGUCUAUGGUGAUUGGUCUAUGACUCCCAAUCGGAGGUAACGAGUGUCAGCUGUCGGCUCGUUAUCUCUGAUUGGGAGCCAUAUAUAUUCUGUUUGUUUUCUCUUUUGUUUUGUGGGUUAUUGUUUCCGUGUUGCUGUUAGUCUGUAUCAGUAGUUUGAACUUCACGUAUCGUCAUUUGUUGUUUUCUUCGUGGUUGCUUUAAAUAAUAAAGUCAUCAUGUUCACUCCACGCGCUGCGUAUUGGUCCGCUCCUUCAGACGAUCGUGACAGUAAUUCCCAAACGUUCUAAUAAUUUAUGAAAACGUGAAAAUGACCAUAUCUAAGUCCUCGCUUGUUUUUAAAAAAGUGUCAUAUUCUUCCUGGGGGUGUAUAUGAACCAAUUUUAAUAAGAUUUAAUGUUGCCCAAAUACUGUCAGUUCCACUUUAUAGCAACCUCCCUCCCUCCAGGUGAGCCUGUUUACUAUUAACUCUCUCCUCCCUCUAUCUCCCUCCAGGGUUUGCGGGCAGCAGACAACGACCCCACGGCCCCUCCCUAUGACUCCCUCCUGGUGUUUGACUACGAGGGCAGUGGCUCCACGGCCGGGUCCGUCAGCUCCCUCAACUCCUCCAGCACAGGGGACCAGGACUACGACUACCUCAACGACUGGGGCCCCCGCUUUAAGAAGCUGGCCGAUAUGUACGGGGGAGGGGAAGACGACUAG